CUCCUAUUGAGUGUUUGGUCUAAGCAUUGUGGGUGUUGUUCCCUAUUGUUUGUGACACAGUGUGUAUUUUGUGUGUGCCGCUUCGGCCUCCUCCCUCCAAACUUCCUCCUCCUUCCGGUGUGUUGGAUUGGUGCUGCACGGUGUGUCACGGCGGAGGGGGAGGGAAGCUGAUGGCACUGAGGGGAGGAGGUUGAUCAGGAUGACGAGGUGAAAAUGGCGGAUCUUUCGAAAUACAAUCCCGGCCCCUGACAUUCCGGGAGAGUCUGCAGAAAUCUCCAAAGCUCUCUGUGCACCCCUUACAUCGGUGGCCUGGCACCCCCCUACUCCGAUCCCACCACCGCUAGAUUCCCACUGGGCUCACGUCCAUACUGUGUCCCGGCGGGAGACCUGAGCGGGCUAGAUCAGCUGGAUGCAGGGAGCGAUCCCCACCCGGUAUAGUUAAUAGCAUUGUGCGCUGAGGAAGUGCGACAGAACCGCAUCGCAGGCUUGGAGGAGGUGAGAGAAUGCCGUAGCACUGGGAUAUGACAAUUCGUCGUGUUUGGGGAGGGUGAGGGGGGUCACUGACACAGCAAUGAUGAGCUGUCUGCUCCCAGGGCCUCCCACUGCCUAUCAAUUUUUUUUAUGGAACUGACCACCGAAUGCUUGGAACGUUCUGAAGGUUCGAUCUGCAUUCUAGUGCUUCUUCAGCGUUUCAAGUCAUGGUUGGCAGGAGGAUGGUUUUGUUUACAGAAUCUUUGUUGUAGCCGUUUGUUUCAUACGUUGCUUAUACGUUGGGGUCAGCGAUAUAGAGAAGAAAAAAACCCCAACAACAAUAUGUAUGUCAGCUUACCCUCUAAAAUUGAUUUGUGCAGUUCUUCAGUUGAAUGUGAUUUGUUGUUUGGAAACUUGUUAGAGGCAGCUAGGCAAUACUGACAAUCCAGUUUAUUUAUGAUUCCCUUUAACAGUUGCUAAUGACACAUUUGCUGACCAAAAUGUAUUGGUGUCAGAAUGACCAAAAGGCAAAUCCUCAGCUGUUGACACUAGUCAUCAAAACAACUACAGCUUAAUGUAGUUGUUCUGGUGUCUACAGCCUGUCCCUGCAAGCAUUUUAAUGUAAACACUACCUUUUUGGAGAAAUGGAGGUGUUUGGACACCUCCAGUGGCAGUCACUGGAGUGUCAUCAGCCAUCCCAGAAUUAGUGUUUUGGUUUUCUUUGCAACUUUCACUGCACAGAAUAUCAGUCAUUGGCUAAGAUUGGUAAGCUGACGUUCUCAGUCAAUGAAUGGCGAUAGCAGUGGCUCUGCAUAAGCAGUCCAGUGAGGACCCAAGUAAGAGGGCAAACUGUUUAGCAAUGGUUUGCUCCAUUAAUGGAAAACUGCACCAGGGUACUCCUGGCAUCAUAACCACUACAGCGGGGUGUAGUGACUAUGAUGAUUGGAGUAACGCUUUAACUCAGAUUUAAAUUUUUUUAUACCAUAAAUGUGCAGUAGUGUGCCCUUUUAAGCCUUUAACCCCUUAAGGACACAUGACAUGUCUGACCUGUCAUGAUUCCCUUUUAUUCCAGAAGUUUGGUCCUUAAGGGGUUAAAAGGCAGCUGUCAUGCCCCAAACAACUUGUGCUAAUUAGAUUGAGCAUUAUAUUUUAUCUAUACAUUGUGCAAGCAGUUCUGCUAUCUAUUGUAUAGAUUAGGAGAAAACCCCAUUUUAAAAUGUUUUGUUUUUUUUUUCCUCCCAGCUGUCAGGCACCGAUUCACAAAGGAGGGCAAUAAAGACCACUCACAGGAGGUCCCUCUGCUGUCCUCCCACAUAGCAUCGUGGAUGCUAAAGUAACUUCCUAGCUGGCACUUCUAGCACUGGAGUGAAAUGUCGUCACUCCAUUCCGAUGCCGGCACGCUGGCAAAGAAGCCAGUGUGCCGACGUCACUGAUAAGGUUUGCUGUGCAGGGGGGGUAAAGUCCCCAACAGAGCAAAUCAAAGAACAGAGGCGGCCUUGAAGUGGGUAUUACAGAACAGAGUAGGCUCCUUGCUGCAGCUAGAUCAAUCAUCUAUAAAGUCAUCAAUAUGUAUUACUUUUUCAAUCAAAUGCUUUCUAGAGAAACAACUAGACAUAUGGCACAUAUUUACGACAAACAAUGCAGUCUGCCAAUCCAAUGCUUCUCAUAGAGAAGUACUGGACAGAAACCCUGUGUCAGCAUAAUUUAAAUGUUUAAGUUAGACGUAGAAUAGAUUGUUAUUGCAUUUAUUUUAGCCAGAAGCUCUUAGCGGCUGUUGAAAUAUCAACCACUAGAUGAGAGAAAAUUGCAAAAUGUAAACUGUGCUGUUUAUCGGAAAUGGCACUAUUUUCAUAUGCAAGACUGUAGUCGAAACAUCUAUAUCCCAUGGAGUGAUUUGGUGCUUACAGCAGCACUCAUAAUUUCCACUCACUACUAGCCAUUGACAAGUCAAAAUUGAGCCCUGGAGAGUAGAAUUCAUGAUGAGUAUGCUGUGGUAAGUCAUUUUAAAAGCCUAACAAGUAGUGCUUAUAGUGUUACUUUUGAAUUCAUGGCCUACCUGUAAGACUAUUUAUAGAAACAGACAGGUGUUUCCUACUAUGUUUAUGAAAAGGAUAAUUUUUUGAUUUUUAAUGAAUUUGAAACUUGUGUUAAAUUAUGCAAAACGUGAUAGAAUAUAUCAUAAACAAAACACUAAUAUAGUGUUAUUUUAAUAUGUAAUGCCAACAAAACAUAAGCAUAAAAUGUAAUUGUUUUUCUUAAACAGCCUUUACUACUGUGAAUAAACGGAUAUUAAAUAUGUGUGUAAAUAUGUGUAGUUUAAAUCAUGAGCUGACUAAUGAAGAUUCCUUUGAAUUUUAUUUAUUUCAUUGUACCUCUGGUGCCAUUGUUAUAGACUACUGCAGUUUUAAUUUCAAAUUCUUACUUUGUUUGCAGUUUGCAAUCCCCAUCAUGCUCAGGCAGAUAUUACGCUUGAUAGAAGUUAAGUAUGUAGCAGCUUGAGUGGCAAAUAUUUUAACCUUUUCCUCCAAUUCCCUUGUACACAUUUAAACAAUGCAAUGCUAUUAAAGCAACACCCUACACACCAUAACUACUGCAGCUCUCUGGGGUGGUUAUGGGCCUUGGCACCUCCAGUGUAAGAAAUCAACACCUGUUUUUGAACAGGUUUACUUUUUACCUGGGUUCUGUCAAGUAACAGUUAUGAGCUUGCUGGGCUGAAAUAGUAGCAAUGGCGGCAUAGUCGCAGUGGGUCAGAGUGUCUCCGCCUAGGAUUCCCUUUCCCUGAUUAUAGCUCAUAGUCUAUAGCUUAUUGAGUUAUAGCGGGUUCACCCAAGCACUAGUCGAUACUUAGUGUAGGGUGACACAUAACUGAUUUUAUACCUGCGUCCCAAAAAGGUCGUCACCGGGAGAACAAUAAACAUUGCGACAUAGCUAGUGCCUAGGUGUCUGUACCCAGUCAAGUAAUUAAAUUAGAGGACACCUCAGCUCCAGUUAACAUUUUUUAUAAUAAAAACAGGGUUCCCAAACAAAAGCUUUGAAUGCCCAUUCGGUCUAAAAAGUGCUAGGAUCUUAGGUAUCUAGCCUGAGGUAGCUGGAAGUUAAGUUGUGACCAAGCCGCAACCGUCAUCCUAUCUGGCACAGAGUUCCACAGUACUGGGUGGGAAAUGCUGGUCACUUAGUCAUUGGUAUUGUUUGAUGGCUCUCCACCUCCUCUGUCACCCCUCCAAAUAGAGAGUUGGGUGACUCUGGGACUGAGCGCCCUGGCCAAAGUUUUACCAGACCACGGCAACUCCGCAAUCUGAUUAGGAGUUCCAGAGAGUAUGUUGGUUGCUCCAGGUCAGGCACGCCAUGCCUUUAUGGGUUUCCUGCCAGUCCGUGAUGACUCCUGGGCUUCUGAAUAGGGGUGGUAUUCUGGGAGGCAUGGGCUGGAGGGGGAAAUGUAGUGAUUAUAGUCUUUGUUGGGAACUAUGUACCAGUCUCGGAUGACCGGGUGGUCUGUCACAUUAGCUGAUUGCUCUCAAUCAAUGAGCUAAGCUCUGCAUCUCCUGGUUCAGCUCAGAGUAGAGCGCUUCCAGCUGUCAGAGAGGCGGUGACUGACACCUGGCAAAAUCCAGAGAAGGAAGUCAAACUGUUACAAGGUAGACUUGGGCAUCAAUGGGUCUUUCAUUUUUAAAUAUGAUGGUUGAAAGUAUUUUGUAUGUUCUAGUUAAACAAUAUUUAUUCACAAAAGUGGUAUUGUGGCCCUGACAAUUUCUAUCUUUCUAUGGAAAGGUGGAAGGGGUUUUCAAUCACAAUUUGUCCCCACCAUAACCUAUUUGGAUUUUGCUUCCCAAGCACUACCAAGCCUCAAUAAGCAAACCAGUAACCAACCUCAUGCUGAUGAGUUGCACAGCUGUCAAUGAGUGGUUCACUGGUUUUGCAUCUUUUCCUAAAUUGUUUUCCAAGCAGUUGUAUACUGCAAACACAGGUUAAAAGGAAUCCAUGUUUAAAAUGGAAUGAGGCAAAAAUGUUAUUCUUUGUUAAACUAAUUUGCAUAUGCCCACCCAGAAUCCUUUGCGGUUGUAACAUCACUGUAGAUUUGGGAUUUAUGUGUGAAAAGCAAGUCUUAUGGCUUGACUGGUGUGCAGAUUUUUGUUUAACAUUGUAUUAACUAUCCACAGACUUAAGGUGGAAGGGGUUUUCAAGCACAAUUUUUCCCCACCAUAAACUUUUUGGACUUUGCUCCCUAUGGAAUAUACACAUAAAUGACAUGAUACAUAAUUAAAAACACUGAUAUAAAUUUUUUUCUUUACCUCAAUUAGCCAGCAAAAGACAUUCUUGAUGGCAAUAUUUUUUUCCCCUUGUAAGCUGAUCUUGUUUACAGUGAGUUGCUCAUUGCUGCUUGAGAAGGGGCCUCUGUAAACUAUCAUGAUGACUUAUUUUUUUUUAAAAAAAAACAUAGGAAGGACAGGGAUAUGUAGUCGGGUUGCUGAGGAUAAUUGGGGGGUAACCCCUGAUAGGUAACACUUACAGAAAGAGGAGGAGAGGAAAAAAUACAUGGAAGCCUAGAGGUUAUAGAGUGUCAAUUUCUUAGGCUUCCAAUGUAUAGAAAGCAACCCAGUGAGAAUUAAUAUAAAAUUUAACUUUUAAUUGAUACUUUUAAGAUCGCAGUAGAUAUAAAGAAUAAAAAGGGGACUAAUAGAGAAAGGGGAAAAAAGACGUAUGUUUAAAAGUAUGGCAGUAAAGACCUAAAAUAAGGGUUCUGCCACCAAAUCACACAAUCAUGUCCAACUACUUUCAGCUAACACCAUUGAGACAGGACGCCAUGACCUAAACUACACUCCUGCAUCUAGGGGUUUACGAUUCAACUUCAGCCGGUAUCAUGCGACCGUUAUGAAAGUGAUUACAAUCAAAAUUUCGCAAACUUAUUUUUAUGUGGAAACCUUUGCCAAAAUCAGAAGCUUCUGUCUUAAAACCAGGCCUAAACCGUAAUUACAUUGUUAAAAGGUUACUCCAGUCACAUUAGGCAUUCUUUUUAUAUUGUCUUUAAACUAUUAAUCAGCGUUCUUAAGGCCUCCAUUUUUUCCAGCUUUUUUUUUUCAUAAGGGGGUUGAUAUAGAAUUCUCAGUGCGGACAAUAUGAACAUUGAGACAAUUCUAAUUGGUUAAGUAAACUCAAAGUGGCUUAGAAUUGCAGUUACCAGAUCUGCGCAUAGCCUGGUUCAAUGUACAGUAACCUGGGCUAUGUGUAAACGGAUGGCAAACAUGGUAUGGCUGCUAUCAGGCUACAUAAUAACCACUGUGUUAUGAGUGGAACGGUCCUCAGGGCAAGAAAACUACUUCUCCAUAAACUUCUGACAGCAGAGAUUUGUGGGAUAAGAGCAGGCCUCCUAGACAAGAAUGAGUCGCUCCUCACUGGCAGACCCACUAAACAUUGUUAUGCUUGGAAUUUGAAAAGGAAUAUUUAUUUCCAUUUGGUUUUGCAUUGUAUAAAUGUUCCCUGUAGUCUCCCCUUAAGUCCAAAGAAAAUAGUUUUACUUUAGGGAUUACUAUAUUUAACUGACUGAUGGAAGUACAAUUUUGCUGACAUAGUAUUUUCACUGAAUGCAGCUGGACCGGUUUUCUUUUGAGUAUCCUCUAACUCUAAAAUGACUUUUUUAUUUAUUUUUAUUUAAAAUGUUUCUCUUGCUGAUUCUGGACAGACUGCCAAAUGUGUUUUCGAAGAUAUUUUUAUCUGUCAGAUUAGUUAUUUAAUAAUUUCAGCACUGCUUUAAAGUCAGUGUUACAGGGUUAGUCACUAAAGUCUGAAUUGCCCCAUACUGAAAAGGGCAAAAUAAUCCAGCUGUGUAUGGGAUCAUUCGGACUGCAAAAUUAGAAAAUUGUUCUCAUUCUUUAAAGGGACAAAAUAGUCCUCAAAACACUUUAGCUUAAUGAAGCAGUUGGUGUAUAGAUCAUGCCCCAGCUGUCUCACUGCUAAAUUAUCUACCACUUAGAAAUUGUUUAUGCAGCCUUAGUCACAUCUUCCUGCACGGGUCUUAUACAGCUUUUCUAAACGCUUCCUGUAAAAAGUAAUCUAAUGUUUACACUUCCUUUAUUGCACAGUCUGUUUAAUUAAAAUGCCAUACAUCCUCCUGUUACUAGUUUGAUAGCACCUACAGAAGCCUAUUGUAUGUAUUAAAGUUCAAAUUACAGAGCAGGAGAUAAAACUUUUAAAGUAAGUUACAUCUGAUUACCAUUUUGUCUUCAUGCAGGCUGUGUCAGUCACAACCAUAGGAGAUGUGGCUAGGGCUGCAUAAACAGAAACAAGUGAUUUAAAGGGACACUAGUCAUCAGAACAGCUACAGCUUAAUGUAGUUGUUCUGGUGAAUAUAGUCAGUCCCUGCAGCCUUUUUGCUGUAAACACGGCCUUUUCAGAGAAAAGGCAGUGUUUACAUUGCUGCCUAUGGACACCUCCAGUAGCCACUCCUCAGAUGGUCACUAGAGGGGCUUCCUGGGGCUUUGAGUGGAGACACAGGACUUUCCCAUAGAGAUGCAUUAAUUCAAUGCAUCUCUAUUAGGAGAUAAUGAUUGGCCAGCGGGUUGUUUGGCCUCGCUCCUGGCCUGCCUCUUUGACUAGAUCAGCCAAUCCAAUGCUUUUCCUAUGGGAGCUUAUCGAUUCUGAUGUCGGCCAAGGAGGCGGAUCGGGGGCAGAGCCAAAUACCAGUAUUUGAAAUAAGGUGAGUUUUCACCCUAUUUAAAGGAGCACUAUAGUGCCGGGUUAACAAACUCGUUUUCCUUGCACUAUAGGGUCAUUAGGGGCCCCCCUCCCACUAGGCUGAAGGGGUUAAAACCCUGGUGACCUCUCCUCCCGCCGACAUCAGCUCCGAAUGCGCAAGCAAGGCAAGAGCCGCACGCGCAUUCAAACCGCCCAUAGGAAAGCAUUACUCAAUACUUUCCUAUGGACGUCCAGCGUCUUCUCACUGUGAUUUUUCACAGUGAGAAUCGCGGAAGCGCCUCUAGCCACAAUAGGGUCAGGAAUACACAUUUGUGUGUCUGAUCCUAUAGUGUUCCUUUCACUCCUAAAUGGCAGUAAAACUUCAGAGGCAUGAUCUAUACACCAAAACUGCUUCAUUAAGCAAACGUUUUCUUGGUGACUAUAGUGUCACUUUAACAAAGUAUGGAUCAUGCAAUUCUGUCUCGGAAUGAGCCUGAAUUCGGUCUAGAUUUCAGCCAGAUUGUACGCUGAUGGGUGGCUGAAAUCCAGACCCGAAAAGCUUCAAGUUUGGCAUUGGGCAACUUGUUUAGGCUGGCAAGGAAUCAUAGGAGUUGUAAGAGAUGUGGAUAUACUUUUUGGCCACCCUUGCCUUAACCUGUACAUUAACCUUGUAGCAGAGGUUAAAGACCUUCAUCGCUUCCUCAUUUGCAUACCGCCAAAUUGUAAAUUCUAUGAGACUGCAGGUCUGCAGACUUGGCUGGCACACAUAGUUUUGGUUAAACAGUGCUAUUCUGACUAGACUUCCUUUAGACACUCUGCUGAAAAGUCUGUUGGGGAUACUAGAAUAUAUUUGUCCUUUCACUCCUUUUGUUGUAUCUAAAGAUCUUAUGUCCAGCUGUUGCCAUUCAGCUUUCCCAGCCUUUUGAUGUCAGAACAGAAGCAAUGAUAAACAGAGCAGAAUAAAGAGGAAUGUCUUGUUCUUUAUAAUGAAAACAGAUGGCAUGAUAGGAAAAGAACAGUAUAGAAUAUUAUUGUCUUGAAGGUCAAUUAUUUACAGGUUAUAUCAUUUGUAGCACUGUUGUGUGUGUGAUUUCUUUUUUUUCCCCCCGAAUAUUGUUUAUGCAACAGGUUACCAGAAAGCAUACAUUAAGCUUUGUCUUGAUUUUUCAUGGAAUACUAUAGCAUUAGAAUUACAUAUGUGUAUUCCUAGCCCUGUUGGCUAGAGAAACUGCUAUGUUUAUGAAUGGGUUAAGCCUUCCCCUAUUUCCUCUAGUGGCUGUCUCAUUGACAGCCGCUAGAGGCGCUUGCAUGCUUCUCACUGUGAUUUUCACAGUGAGAGCACGCCAGCGUCCAUAGGAAAGCAUUGCCGCGCGUGCGAAUUCAGGAGAGGAGGAGGAUCGGAGGAGGAGAGCUCCCCGCCCAGCGCUGGAAAAAGGUAAGUGUUUACCCCUUUCCCCUUUCCAGAGCCGGGCGGGAGGGGGACCCUGAGGGUGGGGGUACCCUCAGGGCACUAUAGUGCCAGGAAAACUAGUAUGUUUUCCUGGCACUAUAGUGGUCCUUUAAUUACUGUAAUUUUCUCCUAAUUGGUUUCCUCAGAAAACUUGCUACCUCUCUACUGCCUGUAAAGAAUGCUGCCGCUAGUCUGAUUUUUCUCUCCUAGUGCUCCUCUUGCACCUCGCCCCUCUUUAAAUCCUUACAUUGGCUUCAUUUACCCUACAGUAGUCAAUUCAAAAUACUAACCCUAACCUACAAAGCUCUAAACAACCUAGCCCCUGUUUUAUAUUUCUCCACUAAUUGUAGGUAUGCCCAUUCUUGGUCUCUGCCCUCUACAGGUGACCUUCUCUCUGCUGCUCGCACCCUUACUGCUAACUGACACUUGCCGGAUGUCACAAAUGUGGACUAUUGGCCCAGCCGAGACAGUGGGGUGAGCGUGGAAGUGAAAGAGUUAAUGACUCCAGACCCCUGGUUACCUGUUGCUAGUCGCAGCAACCACUAAAUUAACCCCUGUAAUCCCUUCUACACUAACACCUUAGUACACACUUUACUGCCACCACCAAGACUUUAUAUCAGGGCGUCUUCGGUUACCCCACACACAGUAGAAUUAUAGGAUCACAACCUUACUUUACUGAUCAGACAUAUAUAAUUAACACUUUUGGUAAAGUGUUUACCUGAGCUUUCCUGAGAAGAGUGAGCUCAUAGAGAACAAAAACACAAGCUGAUUAAGUAAACAUUUAAUCUGACAAAAAGGAUUCACAGUGCUGUGUCAAAAAUACAGAAAUAAAUUCUAUACAUAAACCCAGAAAACAAAUUCCAAAACAGUCCAUAAAAUAGGAGAAAACACAAGAAAUUCCUUACAUAUAUUUAUCCCUUAUAUAUAAUUCUUGUGGGAGAUGCAGAUGUUACAGGUCUCCAAGAAGUUGUAAAAGAAGAAAGGAAAAAAGAAUAUCUCACUGGAUAGUCCAACAUCCGCAAUAUAUACCUUAAACUAGUUGUUUCAAAGUGGGAAGAACCCUGGGUGGAUCAGAGUGGGUUUGGCCUGGCAGUUUAUUGAGAGAUAUAUAUAUAUAUAUAUAUAUAUAUUAUUAUUAUUAUUUUUUUAAUUAAGAUGUUGUCAUGAACCCAAAGUCAGAGCAACUGCACCAAUACAUUUUACGAUUCCCUAUCUCCAGCUCUGGUGAUGAUUAUCUAGUUGUUUUAUGGCUUGGUCCUGGUGUAAGAUCAAAGCCUACAAUAAAUGUUAUCCCAACAUGUACAAAAACAACUCCUAACAUAUAUCAAAUGCCAAUUCAUGCUUUGGCAUGACACCGGACUUCUCGCAGGUGGUCCCAUUUUGUUUGUAACAGUCUAUCUACCCCAUCGAACUCUCCUCUUGUCUAAAAUCAUUUAAGAAGUACAUCAGAAUCUCCUCAGGAAAAACAUAUUGCCUCUAAGAGUAACUUCUAUUUCACAAACCUAUAUCUUUUUGAAAAGGUCACACACCACUCCCACCUUCCAGUUAUUCUAUUUUUCCACCUUGUUGUUUGGUGUCUAUCACCCUUGAUUCCCUUCCUGUUGUGUUUUUAUAACCCACCUCCUCUAGAUUGUAAGCUCUUUUGAUCAGGGUCCACCUACUGUUUCUGUAACAAUUUGUCUCACUAAUUGUUAACUUUCUUCCUUUAUAAUAUUGUAAAGUUCUGCGGAACAAGUUGAUGCUAUAUAAAUGCCAAUAAUAAAAAUAGUGCAGGGCUUGACAAAUUCACAAAUCUCGGGAGCCCAUGAAGAAACCUUUACAUUACAAUAUCAAAUGCAUGGUAUAAUUAAAGGAACAUUGUGUCAGGAAUACAUUGUACUGCUGGUGAAGCUGUUUAGGUCCCCAGCAGAUAACUCUGAAAAGGUGUUUUUACUUACCUUGUCUUCCACCCCAGUCUCCACCUCUUAGACACUGGAGGCGCUUCCUGCAUUUACACAAAGUUUAACUUUGUGAAACAACACUUUGCAGGCGGACGUCCAGCGACUUCUAAACCCCCAUAGGCAAGGAUUGAGUCAAUACUUUCCUAUUGGAAAGGCUUAAUGCGCCAUGUAUGCGCACUAGGUUCCCAUGAUAGGUUCACGUUGUUGUUGUUGUUGUCGGAACUUAGUGCUGGAAUUAGAUAAGUUUUUAAAGGGUUAUUUAUCCCUUUCAUGGAUGGGGGAGGGGAACUGGGUGGAUAGGGGCAAGGAGACAGAGGGACUGUUUGUAUUCCUGUUUGUAUAGUGUUCCUAUAAGUUCAAUUAACUUGGAUCAAGGAAAUUUAUUGACCAAAAAUGUAAGCCUAGAGCUUCAUGCUACAUACGGUAAUUAUCCAAUACUUAAAGGGACACUCCAGGCACCCAGACCACUUCUGGGUUCUUAAACAUCUUUUUGCUUUCCUAUGGAGAGGUCGAUUGCGCACGCGCAUUGCGCAUUAGGUCUCCAGUGCUGGCGGACAUCAGCGGGGAAGGCGCAUUUGGUGCUGGAUUCAGGAAAGUGUCUCACGGGGUUUUAACCCCUUCAGCAACAUGGGAUGGGGGGCACUGUAGGAUUCUCUAGUGCCAGGAAUAUGGGUUGUUUUCCUGCCACUGGAGAGUGCCUUUAACCUCUUAACGACGCUUGACGGAAAUUUUCCGUCAAAAUUUUCCGUCAAGGCAAACCUACCGUUAAGGACGCUUGAUGGAAAAUUUCCGUAAUUUACUAAAGUUAACACCAGAUGACGGGGUUAACACUCCUCCGGUCUGCUUCGGUAUUCGAGGCAGACCAGGAGCACCCGAUCGUGCUGUCCCUGCAGCUGUGAUCACUCUCUGAAAGGCUGUAGGGACUUAUGAUCCGCCUCCUUGUGCUUUCGUGUUCAGUGUGAAGUACAGGGAGACGGAUCAGCAGUGAUCUUUUCCCUGCGUGAAAAAAAUUUAGUUUAAAAUCCAACCCCUUGCCUGCCAAUUGAUCACUGACUUAAGUGAUAGCCUUGUCUCUUAUAUGGCAUUGUAGCUUCACAGAAUAGUGCCGAAGGCAUACAAUGGGGGUAUCGUUAUACUCAGCAGAUGUAGCUUAACACAAUAUGGGGUGCAGGAAUAGUACACACCAGCUUUACGAAAUAAACAUUACAAAAACCUUGUUAUGUGUAUAUGCCAAAACAGAGGGAACCCCCCCACCCCCACACACAAUUUUACUCUAGUAUUUAGCAGAGAUUGGCGAUGAAAUGGCUAUGUAAAAAGUGUCAAAAUAACCUUAGGUAAAUAGCUGGUGAUGUCUACUUUAUAUACAUAUAUACUUUUGUUUUAAAUAUGUUUAUUGUCAGCAAUAUAAACACGGGUGUUGAACUUGGUAUCAUUAAUGCAUAUAGUUGCCUACGCAGAGGCGUGCACGUUGAAAGUGUACAUAAUGUGAGGCCGACAUAUUCCAGUUAGCUCAGAGUAACACAUAGUUGCCUGCGCAGAGGUGUAUAAGUCAAAAUAAACACGCAAUGACAAAUAUUAGAUAUUUAUAAGCCUUGCAGAGCUAGACAUGCAGAAGGUGGUGAGCUUGCUUGGUAUUGCGUUGUUAGGGCGUUGUUGUCAGGUAUGUAGUGGCAAUUUGGGGUGGCAGUUAGUAUCAUGUAUUCAGCUAUCGACUCAUUAAAUGGUGCUAGUGUGGCUCGUUAAUAAUACACUGUUUUCUUCUGAAAUGCCUGUGUUUGCGUAUUUAUCCCUGUUGCCAUAAACUGCAGUGAAGGCCCAUCUUGCGAAAAUGAGUUAGUGUUUACGCGUUCUGGUCUUUUGUCUGUAGCCCUGAGUUCUAGUGUGUCUCGUGGCUACCAGCUCGUGCAUAUUGGGGUUGUAUUUGUUUUGUAUGUUUCGUGUCCUUCCCCUCUGCUGGUGAUGGUGAAACCUUCUGCGGUAAGUCUGUGUCUCCUCUAUUGCGUGUUUCCAUGGUUAUGUCUAUGUUGUGUUGCUUUAUUCUGGAGCUCUGUGUGUCUGCCUCUAUUGUUGCGUCUUUGCAUAUAUACUUUUGUGUGGCAAUUUUGUUUUCUGUGAUGGCUACUAAACCUACAAAACAAACAUACCAACUUCUAAAAUUGUUUUACAUUGAAAUGUUAUUUUAGUCUAGUCCUUUUAUUUAGUGACCUGUAACUUUCAAAUCAAGCUGAAAUAUUAUACAUAGUAUGUACUUUAUAAAUCAAGACACAUAAAUCAAUUUAUUUUGAAUUACUUUUUCUAAGCUGGACAUAUUAUGCACAUGCCAUUAUUGCCAAAACUGUGAAAAAAGUUUUUGGGGGUUUUCCCCCAUUUGUUGGCAUUUGUUUUAAAAUUAAUGAGAAUUUAUCUAUGUAUAUGUGACCUCAAAUUAAUGCCCCUUUUGCCCUCUAAAAAACGGUAUAUAAUAUGUGUUGGUGCAAUAAAUGACAGAGAUGCAAAUUGCGUUUGAACACAAACAGCAAAAAUUGCAAAAAUGGCUUAUGUCCUUAAGGGUAAUUCCAGUUUUUGAAGCUGUGUCCUUAAUGCUGAAUAACAUUUGCACUAUAAUGCACCUUAAAUAGAAACCUAUCUUUAGAGUUUUCUUUUAAAAGCAAAGAAAAAAAAUCAGGAAAAAGGGAUUUUUUUAAAUUUAAAAAAAUAAACUUUCAGCUAUGUAACUAUGUAAAAGUAAUAAUAAAAUAAAUAUAUAUAUAUCACCUCCCCUCCCCCCCUCAAAAUUAUUACUUUAGGGUGAAAAGGUAAAUCAACUUAUUCACCCUGCUGUCUGGCUUGUACAGUGAUGGCGAACCUGUCGGCAUGCGGCCAUAGGUUCGCCAUCAAUGCAGAGUAGGCACCUGCCUGCCCGAAACGGCAGGCGCCUCCUCUGCUUCCGUGUUGGGAGGCAGGGGGAGGGAUCUGUGAAGCAGCUAUCCUGACCUCCCGCGAGCAAGCUGUGUGGAGCGUUGCGUGUUACCAUGGCAGCGCUCCACCCAGCAUCGCGCGGGAGGACAGGGGAGCUGCUCUCUACAGAACUUACCACCACCGGACCACAUUAAAGGUAAGGAGGGGGGAUACUGAUGUUGCAUACUUUUUUUAAACAACAUCUUUACCCACCCACACACAGUACCCCUACUCCCCACACACCCACAGCACCCCUACCAGAGGACUGUGUUCAGCGUCCUGUGUGUGUGUAUUCAGCAGUUCAGUUCUUUUAAAACAAGUGUUAAUUAGUUUGGACAACUGUACGAGUUGUUUUUUCUAAACUUAAACCUCAGUAUUCAGGUUUAAUUGCCGUGUUGGCACUUUGAGGGGAAAAAAAGUUGGCAUGUAUUGCUGUUUGGGCACUCGGGCUCAAAAAGGUUUGCCAUCACUGGCCUAGUACAUGUCCAGGGCGUUGGGUGGUAUAAAUUCCUUACUCUUGUAUUCUUUUUGUAUUGAUGAAGGUUUCUGAAACUUUUGACUCGUGGAAAUAACACUAAUGUUAUGUUUCAUUCUUUUGUUGUUUAUAAUACUGCAGAUAAAAACUUUAAAUGUCUUUGGAGUGACCAACGAUAUUUGUGCAAAUAAAUAGAGGAACAUUGCUAUUUGCAACUCUGUAGGUAUGUUCCAACCAAAAAAACUGUAGUUUUUGGGGGUUUUUUGCUAGAGAAAUUUUGCCUAUCUUGUCAUUCCUCACACCCAAAAUGGAAAAAAAUAGCUUAACUCAUCCCAAGGCCAAGUUCUCUCUGCACACCAAUCUUUCUCCAUUGGUAUUACUCUCCCUUUCCAGAGAGGUACUGAUGUUGUGGAGACCACAGGCAGCAUGGAGAUCGGGGUCGUACCUCCAUUGGCUGUCUGUUCUCAGCGUAUUGUACAUGGUGAUGAUAGUUGCAAGAAAUGUACAGAAUUCUUAUUAGCCAGUCUAGCAGAACUGUUAUUCCGGGAUGGCUUAUGAUGCCCCAAUGACACUGUAAAUUUGAAACCUGUGCUGGUUAAUUGUUGUUGUAAAGGUGAGGUGAGAGGAAUGCUUAGGGGGUCAGGUUAAACUUGUAUUUUUGUUGUUUUCACUUAUGUAUCCAAAAUGCAGGCUUGAUUCUCACUUGGAUUUUUUUCUCUUUGUUUAUUGCGGCUUUAGCAUUAGUUAUUGAAGGUCUAGAAUGGAUGCGGUAUCUACAGAACUCAACAAUGUCCUUCCUGAUGAAAUCAUGGAAUCUGAAAUGUCCUUGGCAGAUGAUGAUUGCAUUGAAGCAAUCACGAUAUCCUCUCCGAUGGUCGAUGAUGUUCCAAUGGAAACCGAAAUGGAUGAAAUUGUGGAAAUUAACAGUAGUGGGGAAUGUGUAACUACAUCUUUUCCUAAGGAGGGAAUUACAACAACCAGCAACCACUCCAGUCAUCUUGCGGUGGUGAGCGUUUCUUCCAAGCCUGACUCUGGACCAUCUGCAGCAGCUAUAAAAACAGUUUAUCAGACUGGUGUGCACAAACGUGGUACACCAAUCUCUGGACAAAUGAUUCUUAAUAAGACUUCUGAGCUUACACCUAGCAGCCAUUUGGUGAAGCAUGAAGGGCAGAAGCUUAUAGUGACAACUCUUGGGAAGCCCAGCCAUCCUUUAUUCUUGACACUUCCUCAAGGUACACAAAAGAAUGCCACUCAUAUCCAGCAUCUGGAUUCUAAAGGCAAUCCGCAGCAGAUCAAAUUGGUCACUAUUGGUGGAACUAGACCUGAAGUGAAACCAGUCAUUGGUGGUAUGUCUUUAAGCUCUGCCCAUCUCAUCGGUUCCUCUGUCAAGUCCGCUGGAUUUGUGGGGCCUGCAUCACAGACUUUGCAGGUAAUAAUAUGCAUGGUGGUUUUAUUUGUUUAAUUAGUUUUUAUUUCUGUUUUGAAUGAUGUGUGUGUUUGACAAGGGCCAGAAAUUAUGGGGUGAUAAAGUAUUUGUGCAACAACAUUUUGUAUAUAAUAAAGACUUAUUUGCCCAAUGUGUCCUUCAUAGAGACAUUUAAAAAAAAAAUGCAGCUGCAAAUUUGCUUACAACAGGAGGAAAUAGGAAAUCAUGUUCUCAUGAUACUUAAAUUUUUGUAUUUUUUUUUUUUAAUUUUUUUAUUUUUUUUCAACUAAAAUUUAAUACAGUGGAUUUUACAUUUUCUUGUGAGUGGUGCAUUGACUGAAUCCCACCACACAUACUGAAGUUUAAGUAAAAAGAAUAAAGAAAAAAAGUUAAAAUGUUUUGUAGGUGAUGCAUUGAAUCAGUGCACCUCUACGAGGAAAGUUUAUGUUCUCUAUGCGGAGGGUUGAGACACUGAAUGUCAGUCAAACUGUGCAGCACUGCCCCAGGAAGCACCUCUAGCAGCCUUAUGAGAAGUGGCCAGUUGAAGUAUCUCUAGACUGUAAUGUAAACACUGCAUUGUCUCUGAAAAGACCAUGUUUACUGCAAAAAGCCUUAAGAGAAUGAUUAUACUAACCAGAACAAAUACAGUUUACUGUAGUUGUUCUUGUGACUAGUGUCCCUUUACCUCUGUAUGUGCAGUUUUUCAUAUUGAAAAAUUUAGAACUUUACUGGUCCGGUCAUGCUUUGUGGAAACAUCAAAGGCAGAAUAUUCUUGAAAUUUUGAGCCCUACUAGUAAAAAAUGUAAGUCCUUGAGACUGCAUGACCUUCCAUUGACAAUCUUGUGCAUUAGGACAGUGGUUCUCAACAGUUUUACACCAAAGGACGACAUUCCCACAAGUACACAUUUAACAACUUAGUGACUAAAUUAAUAUCUAUAAAUGUUGACCAAUGAAGGAAUAGGCCUAUAUGCAAUAAUGCAAGCUGUUAUUCACUGCAACAUAACAAGGAAACUGUAUGGAUGUAGAAGUAUUUAUUGGUCAUUAUAUUACAAAUAUAUUCAUUGUGAGCCUUGGAUGACCAUUCUUAAUAAUCAUCAUCAUGGUUGGGAAUUAAAUUAAAGCUGAAACAUUUUACAUUAUUGGCUCCACAGUCGUGGACCAUCUGAAAACCUAUCGUGGACCACAGUUUGGGAAACUGUGCAAUUAAGUACCAUAGACCACGGCUUGACAAAUCCUAGGCGUCAGGACAAAAUUCCUAGUUGCAUGCUGACCUGGCGUGUUUGUCACUCCGUUCAGCACUGGCCUCCUUAGGUCCCCGAGGUGGAUAGCUGCGUGUAAUGGUGGUGGGAGCGGCGAAAAAGCUGUGAUCUUCUUGCUCUGCUCCCUACGUCAUGCUGGAAAGCAGGAUAUGAUGUCACCCCAGCAUCACAAAAUGGCGCGCGAGGGAGCGGAGCAAGAAGAGCUUGCAGAUUACAAGCACAUAGAAUAAAAUGUUUUAAAAAGGUAAGUAUGAUAAAAUUCCUAAGCACUUCUUCUGCUGAAGAAUCAGCCACACUUCUAAACCUGCAAUAACAUAUCUGCUUGUGAAUAGGAAAGGGAAAAGGUAAUCAUGCUGACCUACAUAGUUCUAGAUGUGCCAAAAUUGUAGAUUUCUCUUAUUAACCCUUAAGAAAAAAUGUAAUCAGAUGCAACAUCAAAUAUAAAUUAUUUGUGUGUAAGACUUUUUGUAAUUGCCUCAUUUAUUGUAAAAUUUCCCCCUGUUUAGUAUUGUAAAGCGCUGCAGCAUAUGUUGGCACUAUAUAAAUGAUGAUGAUUAUUGACUGGUCUGGCAAAUUGCUGCACACUUUCAUGUGUGUAAUUUUUUUUUACGUUUGUUUUUGUAGUGCAAGUGUAGGUAGGGUAAAGGGUGAAACACUGUGUGGAUACAUUUCCAAAUAUUCAGCAAAUGAAAGAUGAAAGUUCGACACACAAUCUUCACUGCUUUGUUAGUUCAGCUCUUUUUUUGGUCCAGUUAUCUGGCUUUUUGACAUGGCUGUUCAUGCCAUCAGCACUUCACUCUGUACAGAAAUGCACAGUCUUCAAGAGGGUGCACAUAUUUAUUUUUUGUCCCCCUUUAUAAUUACUGUUAUGGCCUUUUUAUAGAUAGAUAUAUAUUUAGUUAAUACAAUGUUAAACAAAAACAUCUUGUAGUUUUUUUUUUUUUUUUAAGAUUAUUUAGAAGUUACUGAUUUCACUUACACUUCAUGCACUAUUCAUCUACCAAUCAAUGCUAGGAGAUAUCAGUGCUCUGUUAAUGAUGUGUGCAUGCGGAUUACAGCACAUUUGUUAAGUCUGUUGGGGCUUGCUUUCGUGAGUGACAGUUGGGAGUCUGUCAGUUCAUUACAAUGUUCAGUCAAAAGUAGGUAAGGGCUGAGUUUGAGAGGAAUUAACAGUACUUUCCUAGCUGUCUUCUGCAUGUGGGAUGGCUAAAUGAAUCUUCCCAGCCAGUCUGUUUGCUCAAUGGUUAAAAGGGACAGUCUGCAUCUAAAGCCUGAACCUCUUGUGGUUACUGUCAGAUGUUCACUAGAUUAAAAAUGUUUUUUUGUUGUUGUUGGUUUUUUUUAUGUGGCCACGAUAAUAUUGAGGAUAGUAGAUACUGCAGUGCCUUCAAAUAUAAUUAGAUAAAUAUUCCUACCGUGCUGCUGUCAACCCAGACCACAGAAAAAAAUCAGGACAGUGCUGCAAAGAUGUAAAAAAAUUUCCGAAUACUACAAAUGAUUAUUGAUUGAACUCAUGGAUGUGGUUUGCAGUGAAUGGAUGUUAAGCUGCUUUGCACUAAAUAUUCCAUCAUGUGCCGGUAGUUAUUGUUUGACUUCACACAUUACAUUUAAUAAAUGCCAGGAAUAAGAUGAAAGGUUCUAAAAUCAAUUGCUUACCAUGGAAAUAGUCACUAUUGUAUAAGAAAAUGAGGGUAAUUUCUUAUAUUAGAGAAUUUUAUUAGGAGCAAUUGCCCAAUGUAGUAGUUUAACAAAUUUUAUUCUGAGCGCAGCCACUCACUAUUUACAAAUAUAAUUUUUCAAUCUUUAUACAAUGUUGCAAGUAACCAGUGCACAGCAGCAAUUUGAACCACUUUCAAAGAUCACAGGCUUGCCAAAACAUUACUUUAUAACUCCUUUAUGUGCCCUUUAGAGUUAAAAGGACACUAUAGUCACCAAAACAAGACUUUCUUCAUUGGCAAAAUCCUCAAUUCCAGUUAUAAUUUUUUUUUUUUAGUCCGUCUACUUUUUUUCGGUUCCUCAAUAUCGUUCAGGAGUCUUAAACUGCACUGCAUAUUAGAGGAACACUCUAAGCCCCAUAACUAAUUUUGAGGUCUUACAAUGGGGGAGUGCCAUAGCACUCCUUUCACCACAACCACUAUAGUGCACUGAGUGAUGUUAUUAAUUGUUGUCUAUAACUUACUCUUAAGUUCUUUAUAUUUAAAUCCGCCCCACUUCGGCUAUAAUGUAAGUGUGUGUUUGUCAUGCAAAAAUUCAUAAUAUUGCUUUUAUUAUUUAUAAAGCGCCAACAAAUUCCAAACCAAUAUACAAUGGGUGGACUAACAUACACAUACUUGUAACAAGACAAGUUGGUCACACAGGAACAGAGGGGUUGAGGGCCCGCCUCAAUGACUUUACAUGCUAGAGGGAGUGGAGUAUAGUGACACAAAGGAUAGGGUAGGAAAGUAGGUUGUUAGAAAAUUAUUCACUGCGGUCUUAGUGGGUUUUUUUGUGUGUGUUGACAGUUGCAGGAGAGGAAUCUGGAUGCGGGAAGGGAAAGCUGUUAACAGUUUAAGAAGUGAGUUUUAAAUGAUUUUUUUUUAUGAAAUGGAGACUGGCUGAAAGUCUAAUGGAGAAGGGGAGGGAGUUCCACAGGAACAGUGCAGCUUUAAAGCAGUUUUGAAGGCGAGAAUCAGAAUUUGGAGUACGGACAGGGGAUAGACGUAGGUCUUCGGCAGAGCAUAGGUGCCUAGACAGGACAUACUUGUGUAUUAGAGAGGAUAGCUAGGUUGGCGUAGCAUUAGGUAGAGACUUGUAAGCAAGUACCAGAAUCUUAAAUUGAGUCCUAUAUCUUAUGGGAAGGCAAUGUAGGGACUGACCGCAUAGGAGGUGCGUGUGGACAGACUGUGACAGGGCAAGUUGGGAACACGUAAGACCAGUGAGAAGUGGAUGGAGUAGUCAAGGUGAGAGAGGUCAAGGACCAUCACCUUGAGCCUGGAGAAGUCAUAAGUUGUAUUUUCAGUCGAAUUUUGGAAAACCAAACUUCUUGUGUUGAGCUAUUUCAAUUGCUUUUGUUUGAUUUGUUUAUUGCAAAUAGCAGGAAGUCUGUAAAUCUUGACAAUGGAGGUUGAAUAAUUUUGAUUACAACUGUACUUAGCAGUAAGUGUGGUGGAAAUAGUGAAAACUGGUUAGAAUGGGUUUCUGCAUAGUUUUAUGUGCUAAUAGGAGGAACUCUCAGUUGAUCAUUUAUUGUAGAAUUCAAUCAUGCAAUAGAAGUGCAUAUUUAUUUUCUGUGUGAGAAGUGAACCAGUGUGAAGUGACUGAAUCUGUUCGUGGGAGUAUCUUUGAGUGUACAUGUAGAUUUGGGAACAAUUUUAGCAUUUUCAAAUCUUAGGCUGAAAUAGCUGGUUUGCAAAUGUGGCUUUUUUAGCCUAAUUAUUUGCAAUAUGACGUUUAAUUCAUUACAGUUCAUUGUUCUGUACGCCUCAAUAUCUUGUCUGAGGAGAGUCUGACUGUUACAUAUGAAAGGAUAAAAAUAUGGAAUAGUGGACCUGCUAUGUUUAGGAAAAGUUGGAUAAUUUUCUUUGUGUAAACCUAUAUAAUGCAACCCGCCAAGCACGAAAAUCACUUCAUCUUCAAGAAUUAUUCCAACCAAAAAACAUUUUCAUGAAACACCUCUAUUUCAGUGCCAAGGCCAAGUUCUCCCUACAGCCCGAUCUUCCUCUGUCGACGUCACCACCCUGCUCACCGGGGUGACUUUAUGUCCUGGGCAUCCAGCAAUAGGAAUUCCUCACCAUUGAUGCAUGCAUUCAUACUUUAUUUUGUCUGUUAAACUUGGCCCAACAUGAUGUUGGUUCAGCAAAAUCGGGCUCUCCCCUUUCCUAAGUAAUUGGACAACACUACACUUCAAAAUCAAUCCACUUAGAUUUUGUAGUAAAGAUAUGCAUUACUACUUGUGAAGAAAAUACUUAUUUUCUGCAUUUUCUUCUGUUUAUUCGUGACUUUCAGCUGUAUUCGUUUAUUUGGGAUUUUAUUGGUUCGGUAAAUUAAACUACCAAACACCAACCACCCUCCAGGCUCAUUACCUUCAAAGGGAACCAUCUACUAAGCGCUCUCUGGGCGGCUGCCGUUCGUAUAUAUGCGAAUGCCACGUGGAAGAGAAAACGGCGGCCAUUUUGUUUGCACGAAAGGAGGCAGCGGGACUUUGUCGUCGAGUGUCUAGAACUAAAAUCAGACUCUCAACUUCCCGAACCACCGCUGAAACAAACGAACGCCUGCUUCCUUUUGUUGCCGAACAGCCAGGAGAGCGCCAUUCGGUAGUUUGGUUCAUACGAACACCGGGAACAAUCGCUCCUAUGAGCCAGGAGGCUCCAUUCGUGCUUUUAUUCGGUUUUAUGCUGUUUUCCGAAUUGACCGACCGCACACGCUGAAUUCGCAGGAGCCUCAUGUGCGGUCGGUGAACUAAGACUUCCAUACUUUUUGAGAACCCCUGGACCAAUCUGGGUGAAAUUUGAAUACCGUAUUUUUCGCUCCAUAAGACGCACCUCACCAUAAGACGCACCUAGUUUUUAGAGGAGGAAACCCAGAAAAAAAAAUAUUCUGAACAAACUGUUCCAUAGUGUUUCUUACCAUGGGACAGUUUGUUCAGAAUAUUUUUUUUUCUCCCCUGUCCCAUAAUGAUCUUUAACCCCCCUUUCCUCUGUCCCAUAGUGAUUGUGUCCCAUAGUGUUAACCCCUCCUACCCUGUCCCAUAGUGAUUGUUAACCCCUCCUACCCUGUCCCAUAGUGUUCUUUAACCCCUCCUCCCCUUGUCCAUUAGUGUUCUGAUCCCAUAGUGUCCCCCCUCCCAUUGUCCCAUAGUGCACUUUCCCUCCCAUAGUGUCCCCCCUGCCCUUGUCCCAUAGUGUCCCCCCUGCCCUUGUCCCAUAGUGUCUCCCCCUCCCCUUGUCCCAUAGUGUCUCCCCUCCCUUUCUCCCAUAGUGUCUCCCCUCCCCUUGUCCCAUAGUGUCUCCCCCUCCCCUUGUCCCUGGUGUCACUCCCUUCUCCCAUGGUGUCUCCCUCCCCUUCUCCCAUGGUGUCUCCCCUCCUUCUCCCAUGGUGUCUCCCCUCCUUGUCCCAUUGUCCCCCCCUCCUUGUCCAUGGUGUCUCCCCCUCCCCUUGUCCCAUGGUGUCUCCUCCCCUUCCCUUGUCCCAUGAGUGUCCCCUCCCCUUGUCCCAUGGUGUCCCCUCCCCUUGUCCCAUGGUGUCUCCUCCCUCCCCUUGUCCCACUUGGUGUCUCCCCUCCUCUCCCUUGUCCCAUGGUGUCUCCUCCCCUCCCCUUGUCCAUGGUGUCUCCUCCCCUCCCUUGUCCCAUAGUGUCUCCUCCCCUCCCCUUGUCCCAUAGUGUCUCCUCCCCUCCCCUUGUCCCAUAGUGUCUCCUCCCCUCCCCUUGUCCCAUAGUGUCUCCUCCCCUCCCCUUGUCCCAUAAUUACUUACCUGUCUUGGAGCAUGGGCCGGCUUCACAGCACGCUCCGCGGUCCAGGAACUUCUAUUUCAGGUUCCGGUUUCCGGCGGGACCGAAAGGAAGUGUGCACACUUCCUUUCAGUCCCACCGGAACCUGAAAUAGAAGUUCCUGGAGCGCGGAGCGCGCUGUGAAGCCGGCCCACGCUCCAAGACAGGUAAGUAAUUCUUCACAUUCGCUCCAUAAGACGCACAGACAUUUCCCCUCACUUUUGAGGGGAAAAAAAGUGCGUCUUAUGGAGCGAAAAAUACGGUAUGUUGGUCUCCCAGAUCGGGGCUAUCAGGGGCACAUUUGUGGGAAAAACUUGUGUGUGAAGGGGUGUUCUAAGUUUUGGGGAAAUUGUGUGUCCUUUGCCUGGAGAUAAUUGGUUUAUUCCUUAACUUAUCUCAGAAUCUCUCAGGCAGAGGAAGGGAGGGUUUUACUGUAAAACUGUAUUAUGAUUGGUUGUUCCUUUUGUUUACCGUGGGAGGUCCUCUUGCAGGAGGAUUUCCAAAAAAGCCAGUGUGGCGUCAAUAAAGCUCAUUCCUGUUGUACCCUUCAUGAAGUCUAGGUUCAUGCUUGGGGAAUAUUUUACUUGCUGGGGAGAAUCGUCUUGGAAGCUGCAUUCCUCUACACUAUUCCUCUACACCCUACCUGCAGUUCUAAUCACUUAUGCUCCGCUAUUGGGAAAGGAAUAGAAGACCUCAGUACCAUAACAACUGAAGGUCUUAACACUACUACAUCCAGUUUUUAAUGAUUUGGGAUUUCUGUGCUUCUCCCUUCAGUCUUUAAGUCACUCGGUCUCCAAGUCACAUAGUCAUUGUAGUGAUCUGGUUUCACUGUCCCCUUAACCUUGCAGCUGCAAAAAUUGAGAAACUGCAACGUUUACAUUGCAGGGUUAAAGCGGCACUGUCAUGCCGAACUUACCUUUCCUCAAUCUCUUCCUCUUCUACCCCUCUCUCAGGAUCUGUUAUUCUUUUCUUCCUAUCUUCUUUAGUUUUCUUUAAAAUCAUAAGACAAAGUAGGGACUCUUUGCCUUAUGGAGGAUUCCUCCGCUUGACCAGCUCUGACCAGCGGAGGAGCAAAGUGUGCUUCAUUUCCGCUGGUCAGAGCAAUUUUCCCAUGAUCCUUACCUUUCCUAUGUGUUCCCGCGAUGCUUCCUGUCACUUUACACUAAACUGCCGAAUUUCGUUCUAACUGAAUGAGAACAGUAUGUUCGUUUCUUUUAGAACGCAAUUCGGCAUUUUAUUCGGAUCGGAAUUUCAUUCUAAUGAAUGAAACUCCGAUCCUACUCAUUGCCGCGGCUGCAUCUUGCAGCCGCUUAGUAGAUAACUCCCUAAUUCCCACGGUAUCAGGGAGUUAUCUACUAAAAGGCUGAAAGACCUAAAUUGGUCUUUCAGCCAACUUUACUAAUACCAAGUAAAGAUUACUUAGUAUUAGUAAAUUAAAUGCCCCUACUCGCUAUACCGCGAGUAGGGGCAUGUGUAGUAAGCAGUGAGCAGCUUAUAGCUGCUCACUGUAAAAAAAAACAAAAAACUAAUAACCCCCCCCCCCAUGCCUGUGGGGGCCCUAAAUAAAGAUGGGGGGGACCUACUGGCCCCCCCUGGCCCCCACCCCUGAGCGGUGGGUGGGGGCCCUAAAUAAAGAUAUGGGGGGGGACUUCUGGCCCCCCCCCUGGCCCCCACCCCUGCGCGGUGGGUGGGGGCCCUAAUAAAACAAUAAGGGGGGGGACCUACUGUCCUCCCCCCCUGGCCCCCACCCCUGAGCGGUGGGUGGGGGCCCAAUAAAACAAUAAGGGGGGGGGACCUACUGUCCUCCCCCCCUGGCCCCCACCCCUGAGCGGUGGGUGGGGGCCCUAAAUGAAACACCCCCCCCAAUCAAGGUGACUAGGGGUCCCAAGCCCCUAGUCACCAACCCCCCACCCAAAAAAACCUAUCCCCUACCUACCCCCCUCACCCUACAAAUAGUGAGGGGGGAAUAAAAUAACUAACCUGUAAAAAAAAAAAAUUAAACUUACCAUUUGACGUCUUCUUUUUUCUAAAAUCUUCUUUCUUCAGCCCCCAAAAAGGCCAAAUAAAAAUCCAUUAUACCCGUCGCACUUUAAAAAAAAAAAAAAUAGGUCCGCCCCCCCCUUAUUGUAAUUUGUCUUUUUUUUCUCUCACUGUUUAGUAGACAUGCCCCUACUUUAAUCUCCUUUAUGCUAUUAUGGGGGUCAUAUUGACCCCCAUAGAGUGAGAGGGGGACCUGGGGGGCUUAUGAAGUGGUGGGGAGCACUGCUCCCUGACGCUUCUAUCUUUACAUAUUACAAGGAGGGAGCUGCGUGCCGGUAGCUCCCUCCUUUUAAUAAACUGAACGAAGAAAAUAACACUGAUACAUAGUGUUGGUUUGUUCGGCUGAUCUUUCUAUUCACUCAUUCGUCUGUCUAAUGAAUGAAUAGAUGAAAUUCCCGUUCGCAUGUCCAGGUGUUUCACUGGGCAUGUGCGGGAAUCUCACAGUCUGUCUAGUGUGGGCUGAUGACGUGUCCCACCGGGACUUCAUCUACCCACACAAAGAUGGCGGCGCCCUGAAUCAAGAUCGGGGCAGAAAAUAAGGAUUAAAAAAUAGGUAAUGUGGGGGGCUUAGGGGCAUUUGAGGGUGACUAGUGGGUCAAUUGGAUGUAGUGGAGGCGGGAGGGGGGGUUAAAAAAACAAACAAAAACAGGAUUUGGCAUUACAGUGCCGCUUUAAAGGACCACUCUAGGCACCCAGACCACUUCAGCUUAAUGAAGUGGUCUGGGUGCCAGGUCCUUCUAGGGUUAACCCAUUUUUUUCAUAAUUAUAGCAGUUUCAGAGAAACUGCUAUAAUUAUGAAUGAGUUAAGCCUUCCCCCUAAUCCUCUAGUGGCUGUCUCAUUGACGGCCACUAGAGGCGCAUGCGUGCUUCUCACUGUGAUUUUCAUAGUGAGAGCACGCCAGUGUCUAUAGGAAAGCAUUGUAAAUGCUUUCCUAUGUGACCGGCUGAAUGCGCUUGCCGCGCGUGCGCAUUCAGCCGGCGGGGCGGAUCGGAGGCAGAGAGCUCUCUGCCCAGCGCUGGAAAAAGGUAAGUUUUAACCCCUUUCCAGAGCCGGGCGGGAGGGGGACCCUGAGGGUGGGGGCACCCUCAGGGCACUAUAGUGCCAGGAAAACGAGUAUGUUUUCCUGGCACUAUAGUAGUCCUUUAAGACUGCACAUCUUAUUCAGGCCUAAUAGUUUUGUAUUCCUAACACUACAGUGUUACUUUAAAUUAUGAUCUGCAAUACCAAUAAACUGAUGACACCUGGCAAUAAUUGCUAUAGUAGUUCAUCGUGUAAAUUAGGUCACAGUUUUAGUGUUUGCUUUUAAAUGUACAGUCUCCAUUAUCAGUCUAAUCCUUGUGCUAAAUCAAAAUAGAUGGACUGUUAUAAAGUUUUUUUCAUUCUGUAAAAGCCGUUGCACACUUUCUUUCUGUCGCUGUGACGAAACAAUCAGAAAAUUAAUUUGCUUUUUUUUGCAUGUUUUAUGACUUAUGUAUAUUUUGCAAGUCUGUACAUAUUUGAUGCUUGAUUAUCCUUGAAUUAUUAGACUGUGCUCAUUCCGGAGGGCAAGCAAUCUAUAACAUGUCUGACUUUAGAAAUCCUCUGAGCUACAGCUCACAGAACUCAUUGCUGCUGGUGCCUAAUUUUUAUUUCUGACUCUUAUUACAAUAUAUAUUUUAGUCGGUGAUGAGCAACAAAGAAGUUUCUGUAGACCUGCAAGUGUCACAUUCUCUCCUGUUUGAUUUCUACAGAUCGCCAAGAAGAAUCCUGCUUCCUCCUCUGGAGCAGUCAUUACCAAGCUGAUCAUUGCAAAGCCGCUGACUAGCAAACCUAUCACUACAGGACAGACUACCCAAGUGUCAUCAAUAUUUUCAGGUGCUUCAUAAUAUGCUUUUUAUUUGAUAUGGAUAGAGAAUUUAUUAGAUCUCUAGAAAAAUAUUUGAUUCAAUCAUUCACUUACUAUAUAGAAGGUAAAUAGUAAGUGUGAUAGACUGUGUGGUGUUUUUAAAAAAUUAAAAAAAAAUUUUUUUUAAUUUUUCUAUGCAAUAAAAUAAGUUAAGGGGUUGUGAUUGUAAAAUUAGUAGUGCAGAGACUACCCUCCACCAACUCUCAGCUUUGAUAGUGACUCAGAACUGCAGUGAUUUGUAAUUCACUAUGCGUGCGUGGUAGUAUGGCAGAUAUCCGUUUCCAGAGCAGUUCCACGUAUCUUAUGUGGUGAGUGGAACUGAUCCUGCUCUGUUAGACAGAGUCUUAUGGGUAAGAUAAAACCCAGAGGCCAGAAUGAAACUUAGCUCAUUAGUGAAUUGAAUUAUAUAUCCCUUUUUUUCUACCGUAGUUUUUAUGGACUACAUUUUCAGUUCUGCUCAAGCAGAAGUUGAUGAGUGAAAUGCCUAAUGCCAGAGCAUAAUGAGAAUUAUGAAGGAAAAAAAAGACUAUUAGAACUAAACUGUCUAGUGUGCACUUCAUGUAUAAUGAUGCUCAGUAGGUCAGGAAGCAUUGUGAAAAAUAAAAGACCACAAAUAUCACUGACUGCAAUUGUUCAUUCCAAGCUGGUAUGUAGUUGGGGCUCGAGACACAGCUAUGCCCAUGUCCACUUCCUCCUCCUAUGUGUGAUGAACCUCUGUGCAGUAAGCGGGUAUAAAACUCCAUAGCUAGAUUAUAAGUUUGUUUGACAAGUUUCACAGUUGAUGUCCUAGUUUUGUAGUCACAUAGUAAAAAUGUAGGCUAGAAAAAUGUUUUAACCCCUUAAGGACAAAUGACAUGUGUGACAUGUCAUGAUUCCAUUUUAUUCCAGAAGUUUGGUCCUUAAGGGGUUAAAGAAACCCUAUAAUGUUGGAAAUACAAAUAGGUUACUGUCCCCCUCUUAUAAGUAGUAAAAGAGAUAUUUUACUUGCCUUUUUUCACUCGCAGCGCUUGUUUGUGUUGCUGACGUGCCUCCUUGGCUGAGACCUUUGAGAAUGAUGAUCUUCACCAAUCCAGUGCUUUCUCAUAGUAAAGCAUUGGGAGACUAGUGUGCAUGUGCAGAAAACUCUGCUCAAUGCCAAUCCGAUCAGUCUCUAUGAAUUUUCUCUCUGCUAUUUCGUGGGAAAUUUUUCUAGUGACAGCCACUAAAGACAAUUUAAACUCUGCAAUGAAAAUGUUUUCACUUGCAAAGAUAAAAUGGGGCAGCCCAUGGCACCCAGUCCAUUUCUUUGAGAUGAAGUGGUCUGGGUGCCGAUAAUAGUAUCCUUUUUAAUUAGUUCAGCUUUUCUCACAUCUCUGUAUUUAUUUGUGCAUUUCUUUGUAUCAACCGUAGAAUAAUUUUGAAGCAAAAUCCAUUUUUUUCAAGAAAAUUGGGGGGUGGUGAUUCCUUGACUCUAAAAUUUGGGUUAUUCUUGGAUCAAAAACUUAAAAUUGCAAGUCCUAUGCUACUAGCCAGGCCUUAAAAGUUACCCGCUACAGCAAGUCUGAAGGGUGCAUGGCCUCACCAGGGUUGAAUUGUCACUUGGCAAUGGCAAGUGGAAAUGUUGAGCCCUUCUGUCAACAUUGUUUUGUGUGCUAAUUACUUGCUAUUAUAUAUCCUCACAAUAUAACUGUGGAAUAUGCUCGCGUUAUGCAGAUGGAAAGAACAGAUUAUUGCUUAACUUCUUUGAUCCUUAAAGGAAAACUCUACACUCUAAAAAUAAAAAAUCAUUGUACAAUAGAUAUACCCCCAGUGAAUAAAUGCAUGUAUUCAUUGGAGGUAUGUGUUAAAAUGGCUUGCAAAACUAGCAGAUCUUAUGAACACCAGCCUUUCCGAGCCCUGCAUUUUUUACCCAGAAGAGACUUUCUCAGAAGGUUUCCCUUGGUACGUGCAUGUGCACUUAAAGCAUUCUGAUUGGACAUGUGCAGGAGAAGAAGCAGGCAUGCUCAAGUCAAGCUUGCCUGACACUACCGUUCACUCUGGGGAGAUAACGGAAAAAGGAAGAAACUUCCCAGUCAUGGGCGUCCGGAGGGAGGGUCAAGGGGGGGCAAUGGCACCCCAUGGAAAUUUAAAUUUGCCCUUUUCCACAGGUACCCAUGCAGGAUAACCUGAAGUGGGUACUUUGUUAAAUAAUAAAUAAAAAAAAGCUACACUUACAGUUUGUGCUCAGCCAUACUCCACAUGAAGCAGCCAAGUGUUCGUUCCCGAGAGUGGGCUUCAAUAGAUAGCAGGGAUAGACUGUUAUCACUGCUCCCUCCUACCUGCAGGUGGCACCAAACUGAGCUGUAUGGUAGGACUACCAGUCCCAAGCCACACUACCCCAGAGCAGGUAAGGAGAGAAUUACUAUACAAUUGGGAAUGAAUAGACAGGGAGAAUAUAUGGAGAAAGGGACAGAAUGAGUGGUGGGAGAGGGGGGAAUAUGAAGAAAUAUGAAGGUGGGUGUAGGGAGUUAUUAGAAAAUGGACACAUGGAGAAUAUGAAGAAAGGUUAAGGUGUGUAUGGAGGGGAUAUGAGUGAAGGGGGCACAAGUUGGGUGGGGGGGAUAUGAAGAAAGUUGAAGGUGUGUGUGUGGAAGGGAUAUUAAGAAGGGGCAGAAGUUGGGGGGAAACAAAAGUUCUGUUUUUUUUUUGUUUUUUUUUAUUAGUAGUAGUAGUAGUAGUGGCAUUUAUAAGGCGCGGGAAGUGUUGUGAUUGCAGUCUGGUACUGUUGGUACUUUUUGGUGCGGUGAGUUCUGUAGUAACCGCUGUGUAUGCUACCUUCUGAUGUGGCAAUGGCUUUGUGUGCAGUCUGGGACUGUGGCAAGUGAAAUCUGGUACUGUGGGUGCAAUCCCGUGCUGUGCAUGUCACCUAUUGCUGUGGCCAAAUGUAACGCGAAAUGUAGAUUACACUUUUUAUUUUUUAUUCAGUGUUAGUGCCUUGAUCAUGGGUGUACUAAUGGGGUGCAUUGAGUAGUGUUAAUAUUAAAACAGAUUAGACAUUGCAAUACUUAAAUCAGACAAUGUCAACUUGAUUCUUUUAAUAAGAUUUUGCAUCAGGUUUCUUAACUCUUCGCCUGCUGCCGCUUCAUGUGAUAAUGACUAAUCCCCUCCCCUUAAUGACACUGUCAAAAUGGGGCCGAGCAUGGAGAAAAUAUUCCUGCGGACGCCCAUGUUCCCAGGCUGUAUAAUUGGAUUUUUAAUUAUUUAUAAAAGUGCUGAUUUUUCAUAGAAAUUGGUGCUUUUACAAAUUGUCAUUAUUAUGAGGCACUCCUCACACAUAAAGCUCUUCAGCUGGAGUGGUCCUUUUAAGGUGUUAAACAUGCCAUAUUGGGAAAGGAUUACAUUUGCCUUUUUAAUUAACAGUUUGUGCUAAGUAAGUGGCGAUGUUACUAAAUUACAGCCUAAUUGUACCUGUGCUUCCCUACAUGGUAAUGUUAGAGUGCUAUUCAGUCUGACUGAAGGGUUUCCUGAAGCCAUGAUGUGUUCUACAAAGGUGGAUUUUGAUUUGGAUAGGCUUUGUUAAUUACUUGUACAGAAAUUCUCCAUCCAGAUCUAUGUCCUUAUGGCACCUGAAAUGCCUCUAAUUACAAGGCAUAUAGAGUGCAGCUUAGUAUGUUGAAAUAUUAAUAUAAUUUCUUUCCCCUAAUGAUUUAUAUUCUGUAUAGUUCAGCUUAUACAUUUUACAAGUUAAAGCACUAUUUCUGUAUUAAUUGGGUAAAUAUACACCUGAUCACAGCUCUGUAAAUUAUGGGGCUCCUUGCUGCUCACCGUUUAGUAAAGGGAGGGCAUAAGGGGGGGUUUACAACUUGCUUUUACUAAUAUGGAAGUCCUAUUUACACCUGUAAGCUUCAUUAAUUUAUUAUUAUUUCACUUUUUUUAAUGCGAUGCUAGCAAGCUUUGGCCAGCCGCCACAUGGUUAACCCUUGCACUGCAAGUUGUUUUUUUAUGUUUUUGUUUCGUUGUAAUAAACUACUAUGCUACUAGCAUGCAAAUAGUACUUCAAAUCAUCAUUUGCUUGUCUAAAAGCAUGUAAAUGGUAAUUUGCAACUGUGCAUCCUGCUAGAUGCAUAUGGUCCUUGUUGUGUUUUCAAAUCGGUGCUUUGAUUGAUUUGUGUUUUUGUUCAAGAAACACAUUGGAAAGACUGGGAAGAAAAAAAAUUUGGAACUAUUCUAGAUUCCCACACUAGUGAUGUUGCGAACCGUUCGCGAACUUCCCGCGAGUGGUUCGCCGCGAGCUCCAGUCAGCUGACACAUCCCGGCCAAUCUCCAGCAGACCCUCCCACCUCCUGGACAGCAUCCAUGUUGAAGGCAGCUUCAACAUGGAUGCUGUCCUGGAGGUGGGAGGGUCUGGGAGGGAGGGUCUGCUGGUGAUUGGCCAGGAUGUGUCAGCUGACCGGAGCUCGCCCGCGGCGAGCCGUUCGCAGGAAGUUCGCGACAUCACUAUCCCACACAUUAUGAAUUCUAGUAUGUUAGAUCCCUGGCCGGAUGGUUUUACAGCGUAUUUUUAUGAAUCCUUUGAGACCGUGAUAACUCCUAUAUUAUUAAAAACAUUCCUUGAUAUAACCACUUCUAAAAGCUUUUCCUCUGAAAUGCUAAAAGCUACGAUCUCCCCAAUUUUAAAACCUGGGAAAGACCAACACUAUAUAUCUAAUUACCGUCCGAUCUCUUAUUAAUUUGGAUAUAAAAAUCUUUUGAAAAAUCUUAGCGGAUAGAUUGACUCAGAUAAUCUCUGAGUUAAUUCAUUUAGAUCAAUCAGGAUUCAUAAGAGGAAGAUUAGCCAGUGAUAACCGUCGUAAGAUUAUGAAUAUGAUGAUAAAAGUUAGUUUAAACUAACAGGCAUUGACAACCUACAUUUUUGAAGAACAGACUCUGUAGGUUACCCUCCACGCGCCUCGCGCAACUGACCUCCCCUGUACAUAGGACCGGAGUUCGACGAGACUUCCUGACACUACAGUCUCCUGGACGCCACCAACCGGUUAAGGUUCAAACGUUGCAUUGACCCUCCCCCCACCCCCCUGAAACUACUCACCCCCACAUAGAACCCAUCCCUUCGACCGACUAAACCACGAGGGCCAAGAUGGGGUUCAGCCCAGCCCUACUCACAUAUUGGUCCAACAACACUAGGGGCCUUAACCAGCCAGAGAAGCGCUCUCACCUACUCCGCCGUCUCUGGGCGGAGAGAGUGUCCGUAGCGUUCCUGCAGGAGACGCACUUUCGGGGCCCAGACGCACCUAAAUUAGAAAACAAACGCUUCAGUCUGGCUUACUACGCCAACCACCCGGAUGCCAAGAGAGCAGGUGUAGCGAUACUCUUUGCACACACUGUACCCUUCAAACAUAUUGCAUCCCACACAGACCCUGGAGGGAGAUAUCUAUUUGUCAAGGGCACGAUAGCCGACCACACAUACACAUUCGCUAGCAUAUACUGCCCCAACCGCGGCCAACACACCUUUCUCUCCCGCACCCUAACCAAACUGAACAAAUUUAGAGAGGGUCUCCUGAUGGUAGCAGGGGACCUGAAUAUGCCACUAGACCCACACCUGGAUACAUCCCACGGAACUAGCACAAUAUCACCACACUGCGUACGGUCUGCCACCAAGGCACUGAACAGACUGGGCCUUGUAGAUUGUUGGAGGACCGCACACCCAGAUGACAGGGAUUACACACACUUUUCCCAUGUCCACCACCGCUACAGCCGCAUUGACUACAUAUUCAUGCCCCAAGAAUACCUUCCCCUACUACAUGACGCACAUAUUGGCCUCAUGACCCACUCCGACCAUGCUCCGGUUAAAGUUCGCACAGGCUCACCCCUCUAUAAACCGAGGAACAGACAGUGGAAGCUCAAUGAAACUUUGCUGAACGACCCGGUUUCCCGCGCAUCCGCACUUCAGACGAUCACACAAUAUUUUGACACAAAUGACGACCCGGACACACCCCCCCUGACGAUCUGGGAAGCACAUAAAUGUGUACUGAGAGGCCACUACAUUGCCGUCUGCACUCAGCGCAAAAAAGACAGACUCAAGCGCAUCAAUACCCUCACAUCCAAGGUAACCACCUUGGAAGCCACACACAAACAAACACUAGACGACCACACUUACCUUCAACUGACCGAAGCUCGGAGAGAACUUGGGGACCACCUCUCUCAGGGGCUGUUACAUACCCUGGCCAAAUCGGCCAGGUACUUCUAUGAACACUCCAACAAAAGCGGUCGCCUACUGGCAAAAAUGCUCCAGGCACGACGGAGGGCGCAACAUAUUCACAAGAUAAACACGCGAGAUCAGGGUGGCACUAGACACCCAGAAGGCAUUCUAGACGCAUUUCAGGCCUAUUACAAAGACCUAUACAACCAGACACUGACCACGCACGGGACAGCACAACAGACACACCAACGGAGGAUCUCAGACUACCUAGCCCAACACAUAACCAAAACGCUCUCCCAGGAACAAUCAGAGGACCUGGAGCAACCCCUAACGCUCGAGGAACUCAAGGGAGCCCUGAAAAGCAUGAAACCCCACAGAGCACCCGGCCCAGACGGACUGCCACUCUCCUACCUCCGCACUUUCAGCGACAUCCUACUGCCCAGGCUACUGGAAGGACUAAACUCGAUCCGCGAGGGCGGACGAUUCCCGACAGAUACCCUAGCCGCCACAAUCACAAUAAUCCCCAAAGAGGGUAAGGACCCGACUAAUUGCUCGAGCUAUCGCCCGAUUUCGCUCCUAAAUUCGGACCUUAAGCUCUUUGCCAAGGCCCUGGCCCGAAGGAUCUCUCCGAUCCUACCAGACCUUAUCCACCCCGAUCAAGUCGGGUUUAUUCCGGGCAGGGAAGCCAGAGACGACACGAUACGUGCACUCAACUUCAUCCACAUAGCGAAAACCAGGAAACGCGAGACUGUACUGCUCUCGACGGACACCGAAAAGGCGUUUGACCGAGUAGACUGGACAUACCUCACAUCCACCCUUCACCACCUACAAUUCGGUCCCCAGCUAUGCAACUGGGUGUCAGCACUGUAUACGACGUCGCGGAUCCGCAUUAACGGAACCCUCACGCAAGCUUUCCCCAUCAGCAAUGGCACACGCCAAGGCUGCCCCCUGUCCCCCCUCCUGUUUGCCCUCUCUCUAGAACCAUUUCUGGAGGCGGUCAGACAGGACGGGGGCAUUACGGGGAUGACACUGGACGCAGAGGUACACAAGGUGGCAGCGUACGCGGACGACAUGCUGUUCUUCCUAGAACAACCCCUCAUCUCCAUCCCUAAUCUCCUCCAGGCGUUCCGCGACUACCGCCAAGUCUCCAAUUUGAAACUAAAUCUAGACAAAUCUGAAGCCCUGCCCUUACUAGACGACGCCGGGUUGGCCGAACGCCUGAACGCAAAGUUUGCCUUCGCGUGGCGAACGGUCAAGCUGAGGUACCUAGGCACUUGGCUGCCACGUGACCUCUCGCAACUUUAUCAACUGAAUUUCCCUCCCCUCCUCGCGAACAUCCAAAAGGAUCUCCUCAGAUGGUCCCCGCAAUACCUCACCUGGUUCGGCCGCAUACAAGCGUUGAAGAUGAACGUCCUCCCCAGACUCCUGUACCUAUUCGCGACGCUGCCUACCACAAUCCCACAAUCAUUCUUCCGCACCCUGACACGGGAAAUUCGAAGCUUUGUAUGGAACCGCUCGGUGUCCCGCAUACGCAGGACCACACUGGAACGGCCAAAGGUUGCGGGGGCAGCUGGGCUCCCCUCCGUGCAGCGAUACUACCAGGCCACACACCUGCAGAGGCUAGUUGACUGGCAUGCACGCCCAAGCACCAAACGAUGGGUGCUCAUGGAGACCCAGCAGUCGCAGGGCGCAAUCCCGGCCCGAAUCUGGCUUGGAUCGGCCACCCACGCGGAACUCCGAACACAAAACCCACUCAUUGAUGCCACCCUAGGAGUCUGGUGUAGGCUGCGCUUUUCCCACCAACUCACCACAUCACCUAACCCACUCACCCCGAUCGCUUACAACCCGAAUCUUGCGGGGGGCCUCCCCCCCGCGGCCUUUCGGAACUUCCUCCAGACGGACUGGAUCUACUUACACCAAUGGAUCAUUGGCAGGACCCUCAAGCCAUUGCCCGACGUCAUCACUACCCAGCAACCGACCCCGCUUGAUAGGUUCCGCUUCCACCAGGUUAAAACCUACUACACGACCCUACAGGGCAAAGACCACAUCCACAGACAACUGACUGACUUCGACAGGAAACCUAUAGAACAUGCGAUAUCAUACCUCUACACAAGCCUACAGUCACUGAGCAAUGACAGCCCACUCGGGUUUACAGAAAAAUGGGAACGUGAGACGGGCACACACUUGACUACCCAAGAAUGGGAGAAAAUCUUUCUAUUGACACACAAAUGCUCCAUAAGCUCCAAAUACCAAGAGAUGAGCUAUAAAUUACUCACACAAUGGUAUAGGACCCCGGAGGUACUAAAACAUAUGCACGACACAGCCUCUGGGGAAUGCUGGAGAUGUAAUUCCGCCCCUGGCUCCAAUCUCCAUAUAUGGUGGUCAUGCCCCCGCAUAGUCCCGUUCUGGAAACUGAUACACACAAAGAUUAAGGAAAUCACAGACUCUGACCUCCCACUACAACCACUGCCAAUGCUACUCCACCACACAGCCACUUCUACACAACAAUACAAGAAAUCCCUUACGAUACACCUGCUCUCCGCCGCUAAAAGCCUCAUUCCACUACAUUGGAAAAGCCGCACAGUACCCACCUACACACAGUGGGUGGAUAGGGUGGAGGAAAUCCACAAUAUGGAAAUGAUGACUGCGUCCCUGCGGGAACGCUCGGACAAAUGUGCCCUCCUCUGGUACCCCUGGACUACCUACACGGCACAGAGACGGACUUGACCCCCAAACUCGCUCCUCCAAGCGAAUCCUGAUAUACCCACAGUUAAUCCCACCCUGACUCCACUGUUAGACCCUAGACCUCCAACUCAGACUCCCUCCCUCCCCCCUUCCCCCCUUGGCAAAACAGUGCCAAGACCAGACAUCACCAGAACCUCGAAUGCCCAUUAGACUGAGCACUCAAAAAUCGAUCACAUACGUAGCUUUCGCCCUCCCCCCCAAGCAAGACGUCAACACACCAAAAAUAAUGGAGUAUAACCGCAAGUCCCUGAAUAACAUAAAACCGCCUAAAUUUCAAAGGGCACACCUGCGCAGCGCUCUAUGCCCCCGACUGAGAAACUCCCUGGCGGACACGCCGCAAGUUAAAAAUACACUGACCUAGGGAAACACGCUGAACGCAGCCCUAUACCACCAACAGAAACGACACACUAUAAAGGUUUAUGUAAAGUAUUGUAACCUGAUAAUUGUCAACCCCCUUCCCUCCCCCACCCCUUUCUCUUUUUUCUGUCUCCCAUCCUGACUUGAAAAACUCAAUAAAUAAAGAAUGUCAAAAAAAAAAAAAAAAAAAAAGUUAGUUUAAAAAAAAAUAAAAUAAAUUCUCUUCCUGCAGUUUUUAUAGCUGUCGAUGGCGAAAAGGCAUUUGAUAGGGUAAAUUGGAAAUACUUGUCUGCUACACUUUCCGCAUUUGGGAUUGAGGGAUCCUUUAAAGAUCUAACAAUGUCUUUAUAUUCUACUCCUAUGGCAAAAAUCUAUGGCAACGGCCUAGAUUCUGACUGGUUUACUAUAAAUAAUGGAACUCGUCAGGGAAGCCCUUUGGCUCCCCUUCUUGAUAUUCUCUCUAUUGAACCGCUGACAGCGUAUACAAGACAAAAUCACAAUAUCACUGGGGUGAAAUUAGAUAGUCAAGAACAAAAAAUAACUGUUUCGCUGACGAUAUAAUUAUGACAUUAACAAACCCUGAGUCUUCUAUACUAUCUGCACUACAGUGUAUAGAAGAAUAUAGUAGAUUCUCUAAUUAUUAAAUCAAUAUGCAAAAAACACAAGUUUUACACCAUAAUAUUUCAAGCUUAUCUAUAGGAAAUUUAAAUAAUAAUCAUAAACUAAAUAUGUCUAAUAAUUUACGUUACCUGGGAAUAAAUACAAAUUUUAAGAUUGAAGAGUGGACCAUUGAUUACUACAAUCUAAUUUUCAAAGAAUUUAACAACUAGCUCUCAAAAUGGUCCAAACUACAAAUAUCUUGGCUGUGAAGAAUACAUAUUAUGAGAGCAUACUUUCUCCCAAAAUUGGAAUAUCUUUUUCGUACUAUUCCUCUUGGAGUACCAAAAAAGAUACUUCAACUAUUCCAUGGUUUAUUCCUAUCCUAUAUAUGGGGCAAUAAGAAACCCAGGAUUGCGUUUGUAGUUAUGACAGCUAGAUUAAAAGAAGGAGGUUUAUCUUUCCCGAACAUAUUUCAUAUUCAUGAUACGGUAAUGUUUUCACACUAUUUAGAAUGGGGAAACAAUAAUUCAAAGUUGAAAACAUGGUAUAUUUAUGAAAAGAGACUGUGUGGUACCUUCGACCUGUUUAAUCUGUUUUGGGUGGAUAAAAAAGUUUCAAAAACCUGCAUAUGGAUAAUUUAAUCAUCUCUCAUAUUUACCAAUCUAUCAAACCGAUAAAGAAAUAUUUUUUUUCUCCCAAAAUCUAAUUUCUGCAAAUGGCCCUCUGGAAAUUUUUGACUUUUUUUUUUUUUUUAUUAUUCAAGGCUAGUGAUGUCCCGAACGGUUCGCUGAACGGUUCGCCGCGGACUCAUCAUUGAGUAAACUUUGACCCUGUACCUCACAGUCAGCAGACACAUUCCAGCCAAUCAACAGCAGACCCUCCCUCGCAGACCCUCCCACCUCCUGGACAGCUCACUAAGAAUGCAGCUUCAAAAUGGAUGCGGUCCAGGAGGUGGGAGGGUCUGCUGCUGAUUGGCUGGAAUGUGUCUGCUGACUGUGAGGUACAGGGUCAAAGUUUACUCAAUGAUGAGUCCGUGGCGAACCGUUCACGACAUCACUAUUCAAGACCUUAAUUUAGCUGAAUGGUAAGCUAGAGAUAGAAUAAAAAUUAAGGAACUAUUCAGUACCUCUGGGAUCAAUAGUUUUUUGCAUCUCCAAGAUAAAAUAGGACUACUGAAUAAAGAAUACUUUACUUAUCAAAGAGUAUGAGACUUUCUUCACAAGAUACUUAUAAUUAGGGAUUCACCCAUGGAUAAGAUUCUUUUUGGACAGGCUAAAAUUAAAUCCUCAGUAGUUAGAAGAUCCUUGGAAACAUUAAAUCAGGAAGUUAAACAUACUACUAUUUCGAAAUGGGAAACUGGUUUAGACAAAUUAUUCUCCUGCCAGGAAUGGUUAAAUUCUUUUGAUGCUUUAGGAAAAACGAUACAUUGCACAAAUACACCGGAAACCUUUCUUAAACUCACACAUAGAUGGUACAUGGUCCCUACAAAAACAUGUAAAUUUCAACCAAACUCCUCUGAUGUUUGCUGGCGUUGUAAUAAUGAACGGGGUUCACUUAAACAUGUUUGGGAUUGUACUGGUUUAGAUGCCCUUAAAAGAGGUUUCUAAACUUCUUGAGGAUUUAAAAUUGAAUACUGUCUUAUCACCAGAAAUAUUUUUAUUCCAUCUAGACCUGCCAAAAAUGGAUAAACCAUCUCAAUAUUUGACUAUUCACAUAUUAAACUAUUUAUAGCAAGAUAGUGGAAACGGAAUAUACCUCCCUCUAUAACGGAAAUUAAAACCCAGAUCCAAUAUCAAGGUCAAAUGGAAAAGGCAGUUUAUUUUAAUGACAACAAUAUCGGCUCUUAUAAUAAGAUAUGGAUAAAAUGGUUUGCUUACUAUAAAGAAUGAGUUCUCCAUAUCUAGGUAAAUGAGUGAUCCUGGUUUGACUACCCAUAUAUGGCAAAUUACUAACAAUUAUCUCCAAAAAUGGCUCCAAUAAACUAAUUUAUUAAAGAAAUAAUGUUUACCGCCCACUUAUCCUGUUCUAGAUGGAUGACCCUAAGCCCUUAGGCUGUCUUUUUAUAUUUUUAUGUAGUAUGUUUUAUUUAUGUAUAUUGUACCUUAUAAAUUUUGAAGACUUAAAACCCUUCGAUAAGGAGCUCAUCUCAAGAGCAUAUUUAUUUAGAUCUUAAUGUUUAAAGAAUAUUAAUUAGAAUAAUAAAAUUCACUAAAAAUUUCAUAUAAUAUUGAAAUAUAUCAAUGUUGUUGUAUCUGAACUGAAAGAUGAAAUUGCACUUAAAUAUGUAAUAUUUGUUUAAUGUUUGUUAAAAUUUGUAAAAUUACAAUAAAAAUUUAUUGAAAAAACAAAAACAAAUAGGUGCUUUGCCCACAUCACGAAUAUAUAUAUAUAUAUAUAUAUAUAUAUAUAUAUAUAUAUAUAUAUAUAUAUAUAUAUAUAUAUAUAUAUAUAUAUAUAUAUAUAUUUAUUUUAUUAUUUUUUAUUUAUUUAUUUAUAUAGUGUUUUGGGUGCAAGAAUCACUGAUUUGAAAUUGGAUACCAAAUACAUCUGGCCAAUUUGUUGCAAAUUUGGUCAGUGACUAUAUUCCGAAUGCAUUUAGCCUUCGUAGAUGAGAAUUAAGACUACGGUUGGAAUUUUGCCAUUUUCACUGGGUUCAAGUUUAGCGUAAUGUUCUAUAUGCAAGAUGUUUUCUAUACCAGACUUCUAACUUGAGAUCCCCCCCCCACGUUUGUGUUGUUACUUGAUACAUCCUUUAGUAAAGGGUUAGAAUGUUUCAGAGCAAAAACAAGCGUGGUGAGCUCAUUUGGCAUCUUAUUGAAGUCCACUAUAUUUUAGUUAGUUCUUGUGAGUUUCGCGGACUUGUACAAAACCAUUUACUCCAACGUGCAUUUUAACACUAUGAAUGCAUUGAUGUAUACAGUCUUAAAGACCCAGUGAACGUUAAUAAAAGAAAGAAAAGGUUGCUGAUGUUCAUAAAAGAAAAAUGUAUGUGUCAGUAGCUACUGGUUUUUAUUUGUGUUUUUGUUUUGUUUUUUUUCUUUUCCUUCUUUUGUCUAAUCACAUACUGCAUUGAAACCAAAAGCACUGAUCAUGACAGCAUCAGCUGCGCAUACAGAUGUUUCUAGGGGCGUAUUGUCAGAGAACAUCUAUAUUUGGGAAAUUUUAUUGCUAUCAGUAGAAAUGUUUAGAUACAAAAAGAUUAUUAUUUUUUGGUGUGUGUGUGUGAUGCUGAUUAUUACUAUUCACUUUGGCAUUCAAAUUUGUAUAACAUAUUUUAUUUUUCAGGCAAAGUGCUUUCUCACACUAACCCUGGAACUCCAAACAGAGCAAUAACAAUAAGCGAGAGCACAGUCAUCGGGACAUCUUUGGCCUCCACAACACAAACAUCCAACAAAAUUGCUAUAUCCCCACUGAAAUCUCCUCCUAGCAAGGUAAAUGCUUAUUGUGUGUUUUUAAACAUGAAGCCAUUGUAUGUUAAAGGGUUUUAUACGCUUUAUGAGUUGGUGAGAGUAAAUAAAUGGUGAUCAUUUUGGGUAUAUAGAGAACCCUCUACUAUAAUGUAAUUUGUAUGGGAUUUGGUGAACCAGAGCUUGUAAGACUUUAUGCUCUAGAAUUGAAAAAGGUGGACUAAUGGAACAUUUUAGUAAAUAAAAAUUAGUACUAUUUAGUAGAAAUACCCUAAUGAAAACACAUGCAUUUAUUCUGCAUUUUUACUUUGGGGUAUAUCUAAAAACAUCUUGCAAAAGCUGCCAGAUCGUUUAUAUGGGACCUUUGCAAGUACACCCCUUAUUUAUUUAUUGAGCUGUAAUUCAUACCCUAGCCAGGCGAGCGCCCUUUCAUGCAUGUGCAUUAUUGGAGAACUGUGUGGUCCAAUGCACGACUCUCCGAUGAUGGCUGCCUACCAUGUCUCAUCAAUUCCAAAGUUUGUUUCAGUAACUUGGUGGGGAAGGCAUGAAGAGAUGUUUGCUGAAGUUUAGUUUGCAAAAAGAUUGAAUUUUUAAAAUUUAUUUUCUUAAUAUUGUUUUUAAAAUGUAAGCUGUGAAGAAAGGUUAACAAAUUUAAACCUCUUUAGUUUAGAAGGACAUCACCUCAGAUUGAAUAUGAUACUAUUAUACAAAUAUAUCCGGGGCCAAUACAAACUAUUGUGUGGAAAUCUUUUCACAAACCAGACUAUACAUAGGACACAAGGUCAUGCGUUUAGACUGGAAGAAAGAAGAUUUAGUCUAAAGCAACGGACAGGUUUUUUUUUUUUGUUUUGUUUUUUUUUAAACUGUGAGAACAAUAAGGAUAUGGAAUUCUCUGCCUGAAGAAGUGGUUUUAUCAGUGUCCAUACAGAUGUUUAAACCACAACUAGAUGCAUACUUGCAAAAAUAUCAUAUUCAAUUAUAUAAUUUUUCAACUGUUAGUUUCUUGAUCCAAGGAUUAUUCUAUUACCUGACUGCCAUUCUGGGGUCGAGGGAUUUUUUUUUUUUCCUUGUUUGUUGCAAAAUUUGAAGUGCUUCAGAUUUGUUUGUUGUUUUUUUUGGCCUACUUUUGGAUCAACCGCAUUAAACAAAUGUGAGGAAGUCUGAACUUGAUAGACACGUUUCUCUUUUCAGCCUAUGUAACUAUGUAAUUGUCAAGAAUGUCUGUAUUGUCAAAAAUUAGAACUGUAAUCCCUCCCCAUCUUACUGGAAUCGGUGUCUAUUAUCUUGUAAAUCUUUCUGGAAUUUUAUUAUUUAUUCUAGUUAUAAUAUCUGCUUACACCUGUGACUAAAAAUAUUUUUAGUAAACAACACCGCACAUUAAUGUGAGGGGUACAAGAAGUAUCAGACAUAAAAUGCACGUUCAAUUUAUCAAUGCUCUUUUAGUGGCUAUAUAUGUGCAUAGUAAAAACGGUGAUGUUUGUUCUCUUGAUAUUGUCCUCUUUUUCUUAAACUGCUUUCUAAAGAACACAUAUAUAGCGACACUAGCAGAGAGUAAAGAUGGUGUUAGCGAAUCAAAUCCUGACCGUCACCUUUGCUUAGGCAAAGUCCAGGAUAUGCACCAGCUACCUGUAGUUGUCAAUGUUGUCCACUAAAUGACACGUCCCAACUUCCUUUGUGGCCAGCUUAGGGCAGAAACUGUGUGAUUUGAAACCUUGUUGUCCUUUUAUGACCCUUCUCACUUAUUCAUCAGGAAAGACAGCACCUCUCUUUGCCCUUAUUACAAUCCUUGUCUCUUAGGAAAUAUUGUAUCUCGGGCCUUGUCUGCUAUUAUCCAGUAAGGGCCUUUGAGGUUUGGGCAGAGAACCAUCCCUUGAAUGUUUGGUGGGCCUGCGAUAUUCCUGGUAACUGAAUUUAUCAAGUGGCGUCCAGCAAAAAAAAGACCAAUCGUCAUCUUGGCCAUCCUCUAGCUUUAGAUUUUCACUUGAAAAGUUAUUUGUAUGACUGUAACCAGAAAGCAAUAAAAAACUGCAAAAACAUUUUUAUCAAAUGGCAAGGAAUGGCGUUUCCCAUAUCUUCAAAAAAUAGCUGUUCAUAAAAGGAAGGGCUUGAUGUAGACCAAAAAAAUACAGAAUUAAAAAAAAAUGAAGAACAUGCAGGUAAGGAAACCCAGUCCUGGCCAUUGGAUCAAAUGACCUUUUACCUUGGUAAUCCUAGCAUUUUCUUUAAGAUGUAAUAAUUAAACUAAAGAUGGACAUAAAUCUUGACAGAACUUGUCAUCUUUGUUGUGUUUUGUACAUCUUGGGAUAAUCUAACUUCUCUAUUUCACUCUGCAGCUUACAGUGGUUUCUGUUGCCCCUCAGCCUCCCAACUCUCCUCAGAAGGCAGUUGGUGUUCCCAUAACUGUGGCCCUUGGUCAGCAGCUUCUGACUGUACAGCAAUCAACUGCUUCUCCAGCUAAAGCCAUCACUAAUAGUACAGCUGCAAAGGUACAGAACAUUACAUCAGUUCUGUGUCUUUUUACAGAAGCAGGAUGGUGUAGUAGGGUAAUGGUCUGAGUGAGUGCUUCUGGUGGAAUGUCCUAUAGAUAAAUAGCGAGUAAUCUUCUUUCCUGCUCUGCAGAGUGUAAAGCCCGGAGUCCAGACGAUAGCUGUUGGAGGAGUGAACCCACCACAGUUCAAAACAAUCAUCCCUCUUGCUGCUGCUCCAAAUGUCCAACAGAUUCAGGUUCCUGGUAGCAAGUUUCACUAUGUCCGGCUUGUUACUGCCUCUACAGCCAACACCUCAACAUCUUCCAGUCAGAACCCCAGCACCAGCACGCAGCCUCUCCAGCAAGGUAUAUAACUGUUUGUAAUAUGGGUUUGUUAGUUUUUGUUUUUUUGCAGGCUGAAUUCUUGUCUUAUUCUACUAGCAGCAGAAAAGCUCAGAGUAUUAUUAAGGUGACUCUUUUGUUGUGUCUCCUGCAAUCUACAUUUAGAGGUACAAACUGUGCAUAAUGCUCAGCCAUAAAGGAGCUCUCACGGAACCCUAACUACUUCAAUGUACCAUCAAUGUAAGCCCUCCAUGGAUGCUGGGUUCCGCAUCACUGCUAAACAAUUUACUUGCUGUUUAGCAGAAAUGCUUGGUCCUGGCAGCCCCAGUCUGGCCACCAAUUAUAAUAUGGUAGAGGCAGAACAUAAGCUGUGCCUCACCGCAUACUGCUUCAUACUGAGGAUUUGGGUAGUGAUUGGCUGAGAGAGCUAAGCUGAAGCUCUCUGCCUAUCACUGCCCUAGUAUGGCAUGAAACAGAGCAUAGCUCCACCUACACAAAAUCUUCACUAGCAGAGGUUCUCAGUGCCCUGCAGCCCAGCCUUUAAACGGUGAUAAAGCAUUUAGCAGAAUGUUCAGGCACUCUAACCACAGUUAAAUUGUCCCUUUAAAGGAGCACUCCAUUCACUUGUUGUGGUCUAUAGCCUGUAGUGCCCUCGGGAAACCUACUGUCACCUUCUUUCUAGCUGGAAGCUGACACAUUCAGCCAAUGAGAUGGCCUUGCAUGACAAUGGAAGCUUUUUGAAGUAGCCUAAUGCUCCAGUCCUGUGUUGGAGGGCACCUUUCAGACACCUGAUGGGUUGUCAAACCAAUAGUUUUUUUAUCUUUUUUUCUGACCCCCUAAGCAAAAUAUUUAAAAAGUACUAAGAUUUAUUUAGCUCUUGCACUAGACAUCGAAUCAGUUGUGUGUGUUUUUCCUAUACAAUGUUUCUAUAUAUUUUUGUUUUUCUUUCUUUAAUUUGAUUUAAUGAACAGUCCCAAUCACUUAACAUUUCCAGUUCCUCUGUGCUCCACCUCUUUAUUUUAAAAGUAGUCUGGUUAGUAAUAGUGACAGAUGUGUUUUUGACCUAGUCUUAAUCCUGAUCAAGCUGUAAUACAAGCCUGACAAUCCUACAUUUAUCCUAUGGUUGUUUUUUUCUUUCAUGUGUAUAGAGAAUCUUUAUCCUUGAAUAACCAGUCAACUCUUAAAUGAAUAGUGUAUUAGAAUAAAAAGUACAUUAAUUAAUUAAACUUUUGUUUGUUUUUGUCUCUUUCCAUAGCCAAACCUGUACUAGUUAAUGCAACAUCUGUACGGAUGUCUGUUCCCAUUGUCUCGGCACAGACUGUCAAACAAGUGAGUGUAGUAGUUGCUUGUAUUCUUACACAACGAUUACAUUAAUACAUAGUGUAGUGUACUUACACUUCAUAUCAUGUUUGUCUCUUGAGGUGGCCCCAAAACCAUUAAGUUCAUCUUCACAGAUUGUCACAACAAGUCAACCACAGCAGAGACUUCUAAUGCCAGCUACUCCUCUGGCACAAAUCCAGCCAAACCUCACCAAUCUUCCCCCGGGUACUGUGCUAGCCCCUGCUCCGGGAACAGGAAACGUUGGAUACGCCGUCCUCCCUGCUCAAUAUGUCACUCAGGUGAGCUCAAGUUAACAUUGUUAACCAAAUUUAAAAACAAAUGUUUUGUAUUUUUAAACACACUGAUCAUGAGAUCCUGAUAUUUAUGCUGUACUCCCAGAAUUCAGUGAUGCAAUAUGCAGAUUAGCACAGUCUCUAUGGGUUUCCUUAGCAAUGGCCUUUUUUUUUUUUGGUCUAAAACACGGAUUUACUACAGGAGUCCGCAACCUUCGCCCUGCCGGCCUUAUAAGGCCCACUUCCAGCAAUUUUAUGGGCUGCAAUUGCCCAUGAUAAAAUUAUGGGCAUCUGGUCCAAGCCUUGGGUGUCAGAGAAGGUGUGUGUCAGUAAGGUUUUGUGUGUAUCACUGAGCUUGUCAAGUGUUAAUUUAAUAUAAAAUGUUAUAUAAAAAAAUGAUAAAUAAAUUACUUUAAUUUAUAAGGCUCAUACCGGUAAUCUCAUUGGACUACAGAUUGUGUUUACCCCAAAAAACAGUGUUGCUAAGAUUUGUAGACCAUAACAGAGAGGUAGAUCUGUGUGUGUCUAUGUAAAUGGCGAAAAAUUAGUCCUUGUUAUUGUGGAAACUUUGUAAAAGUAAAAAGAAUAUGAUUUUUUUAUUAUGUGGCUCUUUUUCAUUAUGCAGUUGCAACAAUCCUCUUAUGUGUCCAUUGCAAGCAAUGCAGGAUUACCGGGAACCCCCAGUACACAGAGCCAGCCCAGAGUGCCACUCAAUGGGUAGGUGUUAGAGCAAUUCCUGUUCCUUUUACCUACAAAAGCAGGGGCUUAUGGCUAAUGUUACAAUAAGAAACCUGAUCAAAGUCUAAAGAGAAAUCUCUUUUAAUAAACUGGAAAUUUAGAGAAUGCAAAUUUGUCACAAUAGCUGGCAUAGGAAAAUAGCAAUAUUGACCUAAAAUGUGGUGGUUUCACAAAUUUACUGAAUACAUAAUUGUAAGUGGUGUAUUAUGGUGGAAUAAUGCCAUCAAGGGUUCUGGAGACAUAAUAAACUACAAAACUGAAUAAAAUGUUUAUUUUUAAAUGUCUCCAGAAUUCUAAGAUGGCAUGACUUUUUCCUUGUACACACAUCAAAGUUUUGCAUCUUUUUAUACGACAUGAUAUUUUUAGGUUAGGGUUUGAAGUAUUAAGCAUUAGGAGUAAUAUUUCGUGUUGGGGUAGCAUAGGUGUUCAUAUUUUGUGUAGGGUAGGGGUUACAUUACUGGUCAGCAUCUGUAGGGCAAGGAUGUCGAAGUCUGCCCCCUGGAUGUUGUUAACCUACAACUCCCAGAAUUCUUUGCUUGCAGUAGAAUGCCAGAGGAUCCUAGGAGUUGUAGUUCGGAAACCUCUAAGGGACUGGUGUUGUAGUUACCUGCUCUUUGGACAUUUCAAGAGAUAUCAAUCUUUUGCAGCUUGAUAGAUUUGCUCAGCUUUUCAGGUGUUUGACUAUUUCCAGUUACUCUACAUUGUCACCUUGUUUUUAUUUUCAGAAUCAUUUCUUCAGAAUCAACUAGUCGCCCAAGAAAACCAUGUAACUGUACAAAGUCUUUGUGUUUGAAACUGUAAGUAGCAUUUAACUCCUUCAUUCACAGAUAAAUUAUCUUACCUUAAACCGACUCAAGGCACCUGUUCCCAACUUCAAACAAGUACCUGCCUCUUUUCUGUGUUCACCAUGUCCAAAUAAUAAUGUAAGUUAGUCGUCCUUAAAACCUCUCCAUUUUCAUUGGACCUCUUCAGGUUGUUCCUGAUCACAAAAUAUACUUUCAGAUACUGCAUUAAAUCUGAAUCUCAACCUUCAAGCUGAUUCCUUGGGUGUUAUGUCCAUAACACCAGACCCUUUGCAUUGAAGUACCUGAUCAUUUCCUUCCCUCACAUUUAUGCUUCACUGCCUGGAGGUUAUUGAGAACUAACAGAGCCAUUAUGGUGGUAUGUCCUAAAAGGGACACUACAGGCACCCAGACCACUUCAUCUAAUUGAAGUGGUCUCGGUGCAGUGUCCCUGUCCCACUAGUCAGCAAUGUAAAACAUUGCAGUUAAGAAACUGCAAUAAUUUCCUUGUAGGACUAAGACUGCCUCUAGUGACUAUCAGACCGCCACUAGAGGCGCAUCUGGGAUUCUAACGGACUCUGAGUCCCUUAACCAACACUGGACAUCCUCCUAUGCAUGAGGACAUCCAGUGCCAUUUAAAUAACCUUAGGAAAGCAUUGAGGCAAUGUUUCAUUAUGGGGAGUGCUUAAUGCGCUCACCGUGCAUACCCAUUGGAUAAUGUUGGAGGCAUUGUGCCGACCCAUCACCUAUGGGACACAAAUUAUAUUUUAACCCUUUGUGUACCUGGGAUUGUGGGGGUCUGUGAGAGAGGGAGAACAAUGGGCCCUAGUGUUACGAUUACAGAUUUGAAUUUCUGACACUGUAUAAUCCAUUUAAUGUAAUCGGCAGAUUUUCAUGUGAGAGAGAGACAUUGUUGAAUUGUGUACCAGAAAGAAACACUAGCCAUAUGUGUUCAGUUAUUUUCGUGUUGGACUUUUCACUUAAUUUUUUUGUCUCCAAAAUUUCAGGUACUGUGACUGCUUUGCCAAUGGUGAGUUUUGCAACAACUGCAAUUGUACAAACUGCUACAACAACCUUGAGCAUGAAAAUGAAAGACAGAAAGCAAUCAAGGUAAGAUGAACUGACUUGUUCUCAUUUCUCUUGUGUAUUGAAUUUACUUGUAUCUGCUAUAUGUUAUCUUUAUUGAAGUGAGAUUUAUUUCCAAAUAGAACUGUUUGUGUAUUUUUUUGUUUAAUUUCUAUAGAUUGCGAUUAUAACUAAAUGUGGAUGUGUGUUUGGGCCUCUUUUUAGGAUGAUUUGCAGAGCAACUGUCUCAUCCGUUAUUUCUUGUUUUUUUUUUUUUGUUUGUUUUUUUCAUUUUUCUUUAGUUUAGCACAUAACACUAUGAUGAUAUUAAUGUUAAUAUCGUUCUUGUGUGUUUACCAGCAAUUCUUCACAUUUCUAGGACCACUCAGCUUGUGAGUCCAGUUUGUGGGAAAUGGGAAUAUUCUGCAGCAAACUCGCAAAGGAAACUAUAUAUUUAUGUCGACCAAUUUUCUAGUAAUUUAUUACUCUGGCAUAAGUAAUACCUCAUUUUACUUGCUGACGUCAAAAGCUUUGUGCCUUUUAGAACUUAAAUUCCAGACACAAUUUUUACUAAGCACACUUGGUGUAAUAAAGUAAGGUCUGUUAUAUGUAUUUACCAAUCUAGCUGUUGCUUGUAUUUGUUGUUCUAUCUAUCUACAUACAUGUUUAUUAAUUGUUGUGCAUUAUUAAAAUGGGUUGCGAAAUUCUUCCUAGUGUAAACAAUAUUUAUUUAUUCAUAAAAUAUUUUACCAGGAAGGAUACAUUGGGAUUUCUUUAGUUUUUUAAGUAUGCCCAGUGCCCACAAACAUUGCAUUGCUACAAUAGGGUACAAAGUAACAUUAAAAAUAAAAAAGUAAUAUAAAAAUAAAUACAAUAUAAUAUUAAAAAUAGUGAUCUUAAAAUACACAUACAUUUAACCAAGAACUAGUAAGAAAUAUAAUGCAAGACUGUGUUGUAGCGUAACCUGUUAAAAGAGAAAGUCGGUUGAAGUGCGCUAGAACUGAUGUUGCGGUAGGCCAGUAAAUAAGUGGGCCCACUCUAGUAGAAUAUAAGUGAAUAAAGAGAGUGGAGGGGGGGCAUGCAGACCGCCAGACCAUUAACGGUAGGGUAGGAAAGGGGGGAGUUUCUUAUGUAGGUCACACAAGCCCCUCCUACAACUCCAGACAAAGCCUUAACAUUUGUGUUCGGGUCAACAUCGAUAUGGUUAAUGCAAGACUGUUGUAGCGUAACCUAUUACAGGAGAAAGUCGGUUGAGGUGUGCCCGGAACUGACGUUGCAGUAGGCCAGUAUAUAAAAAUGGGCAAAGAGGAAGAAAUACAAUGGCGUUGUAGAUUUAUUGAGAUAAUGAACAUAAUGCAAAGUAAAUUACUUUACGAUUAUAUUUUAACAAAAGCCUUCCGCUUGACUAGAUAGGAACUUUUAAGGCAAUCGUGGGAGUUGUUUCUGCUGUUGAUGGUAAAUUCCUGUGUCCUAAGAAACCCAUAAAACGCCAGGUAAAUAGCGGUAUUGAUGUCUGUUAGUGAUGUGUUCAAAAGGGGCUGAGUCUAGUAAGUUGGACAUGUUUUUGAAUAAUUGCUUAUGGAUUGGCAACCUUUGUUGUGUGGUUGGACCGCUGGCUUUAGAUAUGCCUUUGAGUAUAGUUUUUAUUGGAUAAGACGAAAAGAAAAUUGGUAUUAUUUGGAAAAGUAGAGAACAUAUGAUGUUGGAUGCCAGUGAGGUAUAACUUGAUGCUAUUGUAAGAUAGCCUUAACUUAAGGUGGCAAGAAGUUGCGAAUGCUACCAGGGAUGUAAUAUCAAACAUUGUAUCUAUGUUGUGUUCCGCUAUGAAUCUCUUGUAUAAUAUGAAGUCCCUAUCAUAGGAUUGACUAGUGUUAGUUGAUAGCGCCAUUUUAGUUAAGACUUGGCUAUGGUUUAAUAACUAAUUUAGUCCAUGAUUAGAUCUUGGAAUGGUGGGGCGGAUGUGGCUAGGUGUGAGGCUGUAGGAAGAGUUUCUCAGAACUAGAUAAUUGGUCAGCUGCUGUAUUGAAAAUUCCAGGCACAUGACAACAAACUAAAUAAAAAUGAUGGCUGCUAACAAGUCCGUUUUCUGAUGAAUCUCAUUAUAGUCAAAGAGGAUGAACACCCUUUAUUUACGAUGUGUCAAAUUGCUUGAUUGUCAGAAAAACAUUGUACUGAACAGCCGGCCCAUAAAUGGCCCGAAGCUACCGCUGCAGCCACUAUUGGGUACACUUCAAAUAAGGCUUAGUUGCGAGAGAACCCUUCUAAAUUCACUACCCCAGGGUCAAUGAUUACCGAAUACGGCUGCAAAACCGGUGGUCACUGCUGCAUCUCUCCAGAUGAUGGGGGAACGUACCGAUAAUUGUGGGAGAAACAUACUCUUCCCGUUUAAAAUAAAUUUGCACCACAUGAGAAGGUCGGCAGUAGCAUGUGUGUUUAGAGAGAUACAACUGCUGGCAUUGGAAAAUUUGGGGAGCAAGCUAAGAAGUCUGGAGAUGAAGGCCGUACCCUGCGAGAUGAUGCCCAUCGCAAAAUUAAGGGAGCAUAGCAUAGAUUGUAACUCCUUGCGGUUAUAGGAACCGACCUGAAUAUAUUGGUCGAUGCUUUUAAGGAUAUUAUCAAUGUCCGUUUUGCUGAGCCAGGCCCCUAACCCUGCCAUAAUGACUGCAUCUAUUGCAUUGUCUGUUGUUGUGUACUGUAGUGAAAAUUCCUCUGAGAGAAUCAAUGAGUUAAGACUAGGGACUACUGAGGAGUGUGGUGUCGAGAGGUCUAUGAUCAGUCUUUGUUUUGAAGAGCUUUUCCCAGUAACUAACCCAAUUGGGUUUGUCAUAGAUUUAGAAAAUGAGGUUCCUGAAAAGUCUCUAAUAAAAACCCUUGACUCAAUUCUUGCUGUAAGAGUACCUCUAUGCCUUCGGUUGUUGCAUUCUAUAAUACCUGCUGGCAUGUGAAUAAUGCCUGAAUGAAAACCUUGUGUAAAACCUGGUAUUUUAAAUUAACCGGGUGUGUGGAUAGAAGGCUAGCUAGCGCACAAACAUUUACAGAGGCCAAAUAAUACAUUUUAUUGGGGCACAUGGAUUUCGCAUGUGCUCUGUAACAGUGAGAACAAACAUGCAAUAAGCGGCAAGCACUAUAACCACACAUACCUUCGUUUAAGGGAACACUAUAGUCACAUAAAUUAUUUUAGCUAAAUAAAGCCGUUUUAGUGUAUAGAUCAUUCCCCUGCAAUUUCACUGCUCAAUUCACUGUCAUUUAGGAGUUAAAUCACUUUGUUUCUGUUUAUGCAGCCCUAGCCACACCUCCCCUGGCUAUGAUUGACAGAGCCUGCAUGGAAAAAAAAACUGGUUUCACUUUCAAACAGAUGUAAUUUACCUUAAAUAAUUGUAUCUCAAUCUCUAAAUUGAACGUUAAUCACAUACAGGAGGCUCUUGCAGGGUCUAGCAAGCUAUUAACAUAGCAGGGGAUAAGAAAAUAUUAAUUAAACAGAACUUGCAAUAAAGAAAGCCUAAAUAGGGCUCUCUUUACAGGAAGGGUUUAUGGAAGGCUGUGCAAGUCACAUGCAGGGAGGUGUGACUAGGGUAUAAACAAAGGGAUUUAACUCCUAAAUGGCAGAGAAUUGAGCAGUGAGGCUGCAGGGGCAUGUUCUAAAGUUUUUCAUGUGACUAUAGUGUCCCUUUAAAUUGUUACAAAUUUGCAAUUUACCUAAAUAUACAAUUGGACGUCCAAGCUUAUCCUUAACUGGUUUGUCAGUCUUUGUGUUGGUGCCAGGGGUAGCCAUGUUAAGAGAAAGAUCGGGUGAGAUUGGACAAAAAAUUUGCGGAAUGCGAAUUGGAUGUGCAAAUUGCACAAGCUGGUGUCCUCAGUCCAGCAAAGUGUCUGCAAAAAAGCUCUGUGUCAAGUUGAUUCCAGUCUGUUCUAACAUUGAACUGGGCAAGAACUGCAGAUACGUUCACUGAAAAGGAUCGGUGGUACCCAAGUCCACCAGCUUGUGCAUGUAGAGAUCCAAUUCCAUCCUCCUGUGUGGGUAAACUGAACAUAUAACUUCUCUGUAAAUCCCAAAGGCUAAAACAAAAUCCAGAAUAGACAGUUUCUUGAUUAGUCUCUGGUCCCUGGAUUUUAGUACAACUGAUAUAUCCUCAUAUGCGUACGUGCGAUUCUCAACAUCUUGGGAGGCAAUCAGAAGAGAGACAAGAUUAACGUCUUUGCCCUCCAGGAUGCGUCUGUUUUUUUUUUUUUUUUUUUGAUUUGCUGGCACCAUGUGGGCUGGGUUAAUAACGUGAGAUCCUGACCCUGGGUAUACACUAUUACAAGAUUGUGUCUGGGACGGGCCUGGAAGUUCAGUAGCAAAGGACCCUGUUGACGGUAUGGCAAGACUGCAAGCUUCUAGUGUUUCCAGUCUGUCAUUUAUUUUCUCCAUAGAUGACCCGCGUGCUGAUAUCGAGUGGAGAUCGGUGUUACUUGAGCUUACUUGUGCCUUCUCCAGCAUCUGCAUUGUCCGUAUUGGUCCGCAUGAGCCUGAACAGCUCCGCUUUCCUGGCUGUUGCUAGGAAAGGAAUGUUGUGUUUGCGUAGUUCCGCUGUUAUGCGAGAAAUGGUCCAUGACCUGAUAGAAGCAGGGCUAUUUGCCUCACCUUUAUGUGUAGAUGUAGUGGACUGUACUGGGGAUUAACAUGUCGUCGCCUUGUUUGGGGAUUUGAGACAUACUGAAAAUAUAUAGCAAUAUUUAGCUUCGAACUGGAUUGUUUUACAAGCUGGCUAGCUAGUGCCAAAUGGCAAAACAAUUCAUUAGGUUGGUGACAUGUGAGGCCCUACUAGUUGUCAAGUGGCGUGAGAGGCUCUAUCUAUGCGUUGGCGAGAGGGGAUUUGUUGCCACCGUUAGUUGUGGCAGGGUGUUGGCCUCUCGGUGACUCUUAUAGCACAAGAUAGAUUGGGUAUGACAAGUGAGGACCUCUCUGUGCAACUGUGCAAGGCGGCUAUCUAUGUGUUGGCCCGUGGGGCGUAUUACCAUGUGUGGAGGAUGGGUGUUAGCCUCGCGGGACCACUAACUCUAAGGCGGAGAUGCCAGAAAAUAUAAUUUCUAUUGGCCACCUGGAUCCCUAUAAUCCAGUAAAACAUUCUAAUUAAUGGUAUGUAUUACUGUGGAGCUAACGUGGCUAAUAAGGUACUUGGAGUUAAUUCUCAUGCUUGUAAGUUCUGUACAGUAUGGUUGUAACCUAAUAAAGGAAUGAGACAAGGUGUGUGUAUGUGUAUGUGUAUAUGUAUAUAUGUAUAUAUGUAUGUAUAUAUAAUAUUCACUAUUACCAGAACGCAUCAACUACAACUUGUCUCAUUCCUUUAUUAGGUUACAACCAUACUGUACAGAACUUACAAGCAUAAUUUUUUUUUUUUUUUAUAUAUAUAACACUUACCUGACACAGAAAUCUGUGAUUCCCACUAAAGAAAGUAGAGAGGGGAAGGAUAGGCCUAUACAGGUAGUUCCUGACUUUACGAACUAAUUGGUUUUGAAGCCUAGUUCAUAAAGUGAGAACUAAUUUCCCAUAGACCACAAUGUAAUAAACAUAGGUUCCGUUCCUGACCAACAAAUUUUUCCAUUGAAAAUCUUAAUUAUGAAGUACAAAUACAAGAUAAAAGCAUAGCAAAUACAUAUGUUGUAAGAACAUUAAAAGAAUACAUACCAUAUUGAAAUCUUCAUCAAAUCAUCAUCAGUUCUCUUCCUCCUCAACCACAUGUUGCACUUGUUUCUGUUUCCAGCCCCUCCCAGUGUCUCGUUACCCCAUGCCAACCUCUCCAGGUGUCAUUACCCCCAGCCUUUCCAUGUGUCUCAUUCCCCCUCCCAGUGUCUCAUUACCCCCUCCCAGCCCUUCCAGGUGUCUGCUUCUCCCUCUGUGUCUCAUUGCCCCCUCCCCCCCAAGCCCCUCCAGGUGUCCCAUUCCCUCCUUCCAGCCCCAUCCAUGUGUCCCAUUUCCACUCCCAGCCCCAUCCAUGUGUCCCAUUUCCCCUCCUAGCCACAUCCAUGUGACCCAUUUCCCCCCUUCCUUCCCUUUCCAUGUAUCUAUCCUCCCUCCCCUAUUGUACAAUCACUCCCUUCCUACCAAAGACCAUCAUUGUUACUUACCUUCCUCUUCUCCUGGCCACAAACUCUGCUCCUCGGUCUGGGUCCGCGGAGCGCCGCCGGCACAAAAUAAAAUGGCGGCGGGAGUACGUAAAGCGGGAAAUGCCUGUACCUAAAAAUAACAAAGACUGGUAUACAAAUUUAUUUAACAUGAAAGCUAAGGAAAUCCUAAUAGUAAUAACCCCACAUAACAAAACAUCUACUUACUAAAAUUUGAUUCGAGUUCUGAAGAGCAAAUGCUGCUCUGAAUUGAUAACCUCGUAAUCUGUAAAAGAAUAUGACUUAUCUGAAAACGGAUGUAAGCUGGUCCCUAGACAGAGCAGAAAAGUGCAUAUGUGAAAUUUGCAUAGUGUUCCUAGUGAGAUCCACUACCAUUUCUUUUUUUGCAACAAGAAAGUAAAAAAGAAACAAUUCUUUUAAAGAAUGUAGCGCUUAUAAAAUAGACAAAUUAUCACCUUUUUAUGUUCUGUUGGAAGAUAGAUUCUCAUUUAAAUGUCAAAUAAGUAAGUAUAAACAGAGAGCUAUGGACCCAGCUCUGGUUUGAAUCCCUUCUGGGGCCGUAUAGGCGUAUAGAUUCAGCUUGUGGCCCUCGCAGGGAUUCGUUUUUAAAAUGAAUGAAUUCCCCUCCGAAACCCCCCAAUCUAUGCGAAUUAAAUUUUAAGGACACAAAUGCUCUAUACAACCAUAGAGCUUUCGUGCCCACAUAUUCUUAUUUGAAGCAUGCAAACUCAUUCGUGCGUCUAAGCCUAAGAGAACCGUUCGUAUGGAAAGAGCUGAACGGGUUGGUAUCCAUGCCGACGUAUAGCCUGAAAGCUUUCCACGAAAGGAGGCUUGCGUUCAAAAGGUUGAAAACCACAAAUUAAGCCGAAAAACAAGCAUACACUAAUGCAUGAUAAUGAAUAAAAUCAAACCGCGAUGAUGCUGUGGGAGGGCGCCGGCGCGACUGCUUGUCCACAGGAUCGGAAGGUCAGCAGGAGUUUCAGGGUCAAUUGGGCUGCACGGAUGGCAGACAGAGGAGCAGAAAAUCAGUGCAGCAACGGAGCCUGUACUGGAGGGGGAUCCAGAUGGUAUUAACUCCGCCGAGCAGAACCCGGUCACAGCAGAGCAGGAGACAGUAGAAGUUCCACGGACAGGUAAGUAGUGAGAUGGCAGUCUGCAUGUACCGGAAGUAGCAGCAUGCAGAUCGCCAAACCAUUAACGGUAGGGUAGGAAAGGGUGGAGUACCUUAUGUAGGUCACAUAAGCCCCUCCCACAACUCCAGGCAAAGCCUUAACAUUUGUGUUCGGGUCAACAUCGAUAUGGUUAAUGCAAGACUGUUGUAGCGUAACCUAUUACAGGAGAAAGUCGGUUGAGGUGUGCCCGGAACCGACGUUGCAGUAGGCCAGUAUAUAAAAAUGGGCAAAGAGGAAGAAAUACAAUGGCGUUGUAGAUUUAUUGAGAUAAUGAACAUAAUGCAAAGUAAAUUACUUUACGAUUAUAUUUUAACAAAAGCCUUCCGCUUGACUAGAUAGGAACUUUUAAGGCAAUCGUGGGAGUUGUUUCUGCUGUUGAUGGUAAAUUCCUGUGUCCUAAGAAAACCAUAAAACGCCAGGUAAAUAGCGGUAUUGAUGACUGUUAGUGAUGUGUUCAAAAGGGGCUGAGUCUAGUAAGUUGGACAUGUUUUUGAAUAAUUUACAUAUAAAUAAAUAAAUAAAGCAUUGAAAGUCAUGUUUCAGUGUUUGCAGAUGCUCAAAACUCUGUAAAGUAGUACAAUGUAAGCAAGAUAUUACUUUGCUGCAGAGGGAUUUAGAUAGACUGGGGGACUGGGAACUCAAAUGGCAGAUGAAAUUUAAUUUUGAAAAAUGCAAAGUUAUGCACUUCGGUGUAAAGAAUGCACAAGCAAUUUAUACCCUUAAUAGAAGCGAAUUAGGGAGAACAACACACGAAAAGGACUUGGGAAUUGUUAUACAAACUAUGCAACAAUGUGCAAUGUCAAUCCGCAGUGGCCAAGGCCAGUAAGUUAUUGUCAUGCAUUCAUUCUUGGAAUGAGAAUAUCAUUUUGCCUCUUUAUAAAUCACUGGUAAGACCACAUCUUGAAUAUGCUGUGCAAUUUUGGGCACCUGUUCUAAAGAAGGACAUUAUGGCACUAGAAAAAGUGCACAGGCAAGCUAAAAAAUUAAUAAAAGGAAGGGUACAUUUCAACAAUGAAGAAAGGUUAAUGAAUGUCAGAGGGGAUAUGAUAAUAUAUAAAUAUAUCCAGGGCCAAUACAACCCAUUGUGUGGAAAUCUAUUCACAAACCGGACCACCCUGCAACUAAAGAAACCACACGCGGCUAAUCCGGUCACGCACACGUGGAACCCAGCAACAUCCACUGCAUUCGUCCCUCGGAAGGCCUUCUUGGACACCUAUGCGGCUGCCACAACCUGAGGCCUCUUGGCACUUAUUGGGACCAUCCCCUCGUGACUUCAUGUAACACCAUUGACCGGGACUGUAUAUAGUUAUAUAGUUGUAUUGUUCAUGUUGCCUUAUGGAGUCCCUCCAUAACCAUCUUGCUUUUAUACUUUUUUUUUUUUUUUUUAUAUAUAUCUCUCAACCGGCUGUCUCCUUUUUUUUAUUUUUAUUGUUACUCUUUUGUUCCUCAUAUCCCACUCUCAUAGCCAAGGGGCUGACACUAGGAGGACAUAUAGUACAGCCGACACUAGUUGAGCCACUCAGUAGAGGGCCGGAUCACAGAGCGACAUCUACCGCUCCUCCUCCUCCCCCCGAGCUCAGGGAUACAGAGCACUAUACGCAGCAUACAUUGACAGCUACUAACUCUAGGAACCUUUAACACUACAGACAUGCGACUUACCCUUCUAGAUUUAAAAUCUCAAGUUUUAUAUAGGUUAGUUCAGUUGUUUUUUCUUGCAUAAUUAAAAAAAAAAAUGGGCACAACAUACAUAUCACUUAUGCGAACCUUGACUUUAUGAUUGUAAACUAUAAUCUAUUGCAACUGCAUGAACCCUAUGCCCGCAAAAAUAAAGAAUUUAAAAAAAUUAUUUUAAAAAUCUGCACCCAAACCAAAUCGUCACAGAAUAAAAGGAUUUUGAUUUGUAUAUUGAUGAAACACAUUUUCUCACAGGUCUAUACUGCUGUUUUUUUUGUUUGUUUUUUAUAUAUGUUUAUUUUUUUGCAUUAUUUAUGUAGGCUUGCCUGGAUAGGAACCCAGAAGCUUUUAAACCUAAAAUUGGAAAGGGAAAGGAAGGAGAAUCUGACAGGCGACACAGUAAAGGCUGCAACUGCAAGCGUUCAGGAUGUCUUAAAAACUAUUGUGAAUGCUAUGAGGUAAGAGGAUUAUGUUUGUGUAGGUGGGCUCUGGGAGAGUCUGGUCAUCAAGCACUUUGCAAGGCCAUUUCCUUCUGUCAUUAAAUGGUUGUCAUGACCCUAAGAAAAAGUUAUUUAUUACAUAUUUAUGUAUAAGCGAAUGCCUUUGGGCCUUUAUCUCUUUACUGUCAUAAUAGCGUAUGUCUCUGCUAACAACUCUUUAAUUUUUCAUAAUGUUUUUUUAGGCUAAAAUAAUGUGCUCCUCUAUAUGCAAGUGCAUAGGCUGUAAAAAUUUUGAAGAGAGCCCAGAACGCAAAACAUUAAUGCAUCUUGCGGAUGCAGCAGAAGUGAGAGUCCAGCAGCAAACUGCAGCCAAGACAAAGUUGUCUUCACAGAUAUCUGACCUGCUCACAAGGCCUUCUCCUUCACUAAGCAGUGGAGGCGGAAAGUAAGUUAUCUUUGGAUGAAUGGUUAUCUAUACAGUGUUUGCUAUAUUUAUAUGUAAGUUUUACUUUCUAGCAAUGCAACAUGCUGUGUCCCAGGAAACCUUGGAAAUUCAUUUAUUUAAUAUUAUUUAUUUAAGGCUCCCAGCUAGUCUUCUAUGAACACUCCCAAAGAUCCACUUGUACCAACUUCAUAGAUAAAUUCUAUCAUACUUCAUAUAUGAACUCAAACCUGCUUCUCCAAAAAAAUAAUGUAACUGUUCUCACUCUCACUAAACAGAUGGUCAGAUUAUUCCAGCCUUCAAGCGGAUCUGCCUUGUUCCAUCACAAGCGUUGAAUCAAUGCAUCUCUAUGGGGAGUGUUUAGCCGCUGAAUGUCAGUGCUGCACACUGUGCAGCAGUGACACAGGAAACACCUCUACUAGCCAUCAAAGUGAUUGCCACUUGAGGUGUCACUAGUAAUGUAAACACUGCUCUUUCUCUGAAGAGGCAGAGAUGUGCAUUAAAAAGCCUGCAGGGACACCGUAAUUUAAGCCUAAUGUUACAUAUUACCACCCUCACACGACACACAUCACCGACAUGAUACUGUCUGUUAUGAUUGUUUUUUUGUUUUUUGGGGGUUUUUUUUUUUAAAGAGUGCGAUGUUCUCAAAAGCCAAGUACCUGAUACCCAAUGUUCUACAAUAAUCUUUCUGUAGACCUCUGCUUGGUCAAAAUGCCUUUACUGUUAUCGAAUGCACUAUAAAAAUAAAGAAUUUAAAAAAAAAAAAGCCUGCAGGUACAUGCCAUAGACACUAGAACAUUUACAUUAAGCUGUAGUUCUGGUGACUAAAGUGUCUUUUUAACUUCUGAUUGAAAGUAAAACUAUUUCAUGAUGCAGGCUGUCAAUCAUAGCCAGGGGAUGUGUGUUUAGGGCUGCAUCAACCAAAACAAAAGUGAUUUGACUCCUAACUGGCAGGGAAUUGAGCAGUGAGUCUACAGCGGCUUGAUUUGUACACCAGAACUGCUUCGUUAAAGGACCACUCUAGGCACCCAGACCACUUCAGCUUAAUGAAGUGGUCUGGGUGCCAGGUCCAGCUAGGGUUAACCCAUUUUUUUUUAUAAACCUAGCAGUUUCAGAGAAACUGCUAUGUUUAUUAAUGGGUUAAGCCUUCCCCCAAAGCCUCUAGUGGCCUCUCAUUGACAGCCACUAGAGGCGCUUGCGUGCUUCUCACUGUGAUUUUCAGUGAGAGCACGCAAGCAUCCAUAGGAAAGCAUUUAGAAUGCUUUCCUAUGCGACCGGCUGAAUGCGCGCGCAGCUGUUGCCGCGCGUGCGCAUUCAGCAGACAGGGCGGAACGGAGGAGGAGGAGAGAAGGAGGAGAGCUCUCCGCCCAGCGCUGGAAAAAGGUACGUUUUUACCCCUUUCCCCCUUCCAGAGCCGGGCGGGAGGGGGACCCUGAAGAUGGGGGCACCCUCAGGGCACUAUAGUGCCAGGAAAACGAGUAUGUUUUCCUGGCACUAUAGUGGUCCUUUAAGCUAAAGCUGUUUUGAAGUCUAUAGAUACUACCGCUACAACGUUAGCUUAAUGAAGUUGUUUUGCUUUAAGCUAAAGUUGUUUGGAUGCCUAUAGUAUUCCUUUAACAAAGGAUGCAGAGCUUGAUUAACGCUCCUCCCUUUGUUAACCUACAUGUUCCCUACUUUUCCUUGUAUAUAACUUUCAAAUAGUCAUUAUUUUACAAAAACAGGACAGUCCAGGGGAACAAAAUGCAUCAUUUAAAGGGACUCUUCAUAAACCUAAAGCACUUUAGCUUGCUGAAAAGCUUUGUGUGAAGAGUGUGUUAUCUUUAUUUAAUUUUGCAAAAAGUACAGAUUUCCAUAAAACUAACCUGGUUAUACCCCCUUGGUUUUUAAUCAGACAACGGGUCCUGUUACUUCCUGGUUUGGUUAUCUCAUUGGAACUAAACUCAAGAGGCCGCAAUAGCCCAGAGCACCUGCCUUGCAAAAACAUUUCAUUAAGCUGAAUUGGGAAGUCUGUGAUUGGACAUCUACAGAAAGUCUAGGCAGGGUUAGAAGGGGAGAGAUUGCCAAGGCAGAAUUGCAACUCUUACAAACUGUUUUUAGAUAUUCUUCAAAGAAAAAAAAUACAUAAUUACAUGCAUGCAAGUUUUUAAUUGGAGUAUAGCUACUAAACAGUGAUUUUUAUUUAUUUUGUAUUUGAACAAUGGAGUGUCCCUUUAACUAACAAAAAAUUAUAUAUAUUUAGAUUCAUGGGAAUAAUAUUGGGAUUUUAAAAUGUCCAAUUACUAUCCAACAUAUUCACAUAACUCCUGCAUUUGGUAUCUGUAAUCUUUAUGAAUCUCACUUGCAAAGAGCUAUGUAUCCAGAGAUAGCAUGCGUUUGUUAAUUUAGGAAACGUGUGUAUUAGUCAGUCUAACAUUAAGUUAUCCUACAAAGGUUUUAAAGUUUUAAGCAUGAUUUUCUUUUUUUUCCUUUUUUUUAAUUCUUUAUUUUAGUAGUGCAUAUAGUAUACAUGUAUGCUUGCAUAGCCACAACAGCUGGUGCAGGCUAGACAUAAACAUAGAAAAAACAGUUGUAUACAUGAGUAUAAGAACAGGCUAAGUCUGAAGCUGCUAUGGUGGGUUAUGUAGGUUGAGUUAUGGUUCAUUUCAACGUUGUUACACAUAGCCCUACAGCAUAUGAAAAAGGUGUGCUUUGCUACCUGUUUGGUACAUGGUUAAGCUAGUGGUGUUAGCUAAGGCUGAAUAAUUACAAUGGGUUAGUUAGUGUGUUCAAGUUUAGUAAAAUUUAUUAUGUUCUCAGGUGUCAGCGCAGCUCUUGGAUUGCCACCAAAAUACCCGCUGCAAAGGACAGCUGGUUGGCAUAACUAAGGGGUAGAGAGUUUACCACUAGGAGGGAGGGCCCCAGUAUUGGUGUCCUUAGUGAGGUGUGCCCUCAUCGCUGGCAUGGAGAAGUGGCCUAAACAGUUAAUCGUAAAGCAUAACAUAAAAGUAUUAAAGUAACACCAAAUGUCAGGGAAAAACAAUAAAAACUUCAACAUUUGUAGAUAGAAACUAUAUGAGGCAUGGAGUGAUUGACUCAUCUGUAGUAUCAAGAGUCCCGGUCAGCCAACCCCCGCAAAAGGUAUACCACAGUCCCACUCUGGUGCCUUUGUGAGUCUUGGUCUUGGUCGCAGCGUGUGCUCAGGGGGCGCCCCGUGUUUUGGUUGUGGGACGUUGUUGGGCUAACCUGGUGUUGCCGCCAUUUUGGGCCCUGUGCCUCGCCAUCUCCACUCCCGGUCUAGUGUCACUCCCUUCUGAGGUGAGGUGAGUCCCGUCUGGGAAGCCUUCUGCUUGCCCGUGUGCCUCCUGCUCCGAGGUCCUCCGCACUUCCGUGCCCUGUCUGCCGUCGAGUAGCACAGACCGUGAGCCGGUCUAGGCCCAGAGGGUCCUCUUCGUGUCUGUAAGUGUCGCUGCGAUAUAUGCCUCUUCUGACUGUGUGGAGCACGGUGUCGGUCUUUGCCGGAUCGACGGUGGGGCGGGAAGGCAGGCUUGCAUUGGUGCCCUGUUUGGUUGAGGGCGUUUGGCGGCUGCGCGGAUGCCGGUUCGCUUGAUGGGAGUGGGUGAGUGAUGCUCGCCUUGUAGAAGUGGGUGGUCGUGGUGAGGCAAGUUGAUUUGGCUUACCCACCAGCUUCCUCCAGAAUGCCUCGAAGUGGUUGUUUAUUCGAGUGAGGAUAUCUUGUGAGGUGUCACUGGGGUUGUAAGCACAUUUUGUGUCCGCCAUCUUAGGGAGGUCUCCGUUUACUGUCUUUGGUGGUGUUCCCCUUCUCAUCAUGCUCAGGGUCGCCACCCCAGGGUGGACCGGGAUCACCCCCGCCGGUCCGAGGGGUGCGGUGGGCAGCUUCAGGGUGCCUCCAGGACAGGGGAGCGGCUGCCUCCCCCACCCGUUGCAGACCAGGCCGCAGUGUCGGUCGUGAUUUCAUCAGGCCCCAAUCAAGUCGCAUAAGAGCCCAUUGUGUGCCCUCCAUCGUGGGUGGCAUGUGGGUGCCUGGAAAUGCUGUUUGUGUUGCUUGGGUGAGCAGAUUUUUGUUUGUUUUGUCAGGAUUUUGUGGGAGCUCAUGGAAAACACGACUCUCCGCCAUGAUGGUCAGGCCCCGCCCCUGCAUGAUUUUCUUUUUACCUGGUUUAGUUCAAAAUGCAAUUCAAUAGUAAUACUAGUCUUGUAAUUUUUUCCAUAUACAUUGAUUUGAACAAAUGUUUUGUUUGUUUUUAGGCUCCCCUUCACAUUCAUCACAAAGGAAGUUGCUGAAGCCACUUGUGAAUGCCUCCUCGCCCAAGCCGAACAGGCAGAGAAACAAUCUAAAACCACGGCCGCAACUGAAAGAAUGAUCCUAGAGGAGUUUGGACGCUGUCUAAUGAGAGUGAUUAAUUCUGCCGGCAAAGCAAAAAGCGACCCUUGCCCAAUGAGUUGCUAAGUGUAACUUUCAGCACGGAAAAACAGGGGAAAAAAACAGAACUUCCUUUGGCUAUGCAGGUGGCAUGGGAUUUAAUGCAUAGACUUACUGCCAGAGAUUAAUUGAGGACUCCAGCCUUUACUCUGUCCAGAAGAUGUCACAGAAUUACUAAAUGGUGCUGGUUUUAAAGUGACUUUCUACAUUGUAUAUAAGAUAGAAGAUGUAAUUUUAUGGAAAAAUUACCUUUUAAAUUCAAUAGUUAACACACUCCCAAAUCCUGUACAUAUGACGAUACCUUAAUGGUGAAUUUAUAUUUUGGGUUUUUGUGUUCACCUCCCGCUUUGCUUGUUGUGUAGUUGUAAUAUUUUAUUUAUUUCUCCCCAGUUUUUCGUUCUAGUCUGGCCAUUAAUAAUUUGGUGCAUUUGUCUAGUUAGGGAGACACAAAAUAUACCUUUGGAGAUUUUGUAUAAAGAAAAAAAGGCAUUGUGCAUAACUUUGAUCUCCAGAUAAUUUAGUGAUGUAAAAAGGUGGUAUUUUUUUUUUUUAAUUUUUUUUUUUAAUUUUUUUUUAUUUAAAUGGAAGAUUUUAAUACGGGCUAUUUUAAGUAGGAUACUAAACUCCUGAAACUUAUUUGAUAAGUUAAAAAAAUAAUCACAUGUAGAAUAUGUGAAAGGACAUAUUUUAAAAAUGUAGGCAAGCACGAACAGGAACCCCUUUUUUAACCAGAGGUUGCGGACUUCUCGGUUGGUCGUUUCACUGCCCUUGCAUGUCCGCUUCUUACUAGCAAUCUGUUUUGUAUUAUUGUUCCUGAUCAUAUUCCAAUCAGGGCUUAGCAAACUAAAAAUAUGUGAAUUUGUUUAUGUUUUAGUGACUAUAUAAAUAUAAAAAAAUAUAUUUUUUUUACAGAGGUUACUAAAAUUGCAAAUAACAUAGGAGGACAUAGAUAUUGCGAUGGUAUGUCUCAGACAGUUUUCUAAUAAUUAUUCUAUUGGAAUGGAUAUCUGAAAAUAAUAUUUCUGGGUCACUCAUUCCGUGGUUUGCAUCUCAUUUCUUCAGUGAGACACUGAUCUGUUUUACUGUCCUUGUAAGCUAUUAGGUGGACAUAUAUGGUUAUAAUUUCAGCCUGAUAAAUUGGGGGGGGAGGGGAUGUAUGCCUAAAAGGUUUUAUCCAUCUUAGCUUUUGACAGCAAGCCUGUAAAUGACAAAUCAGAAGGCAAAAAACAACAACCUCAACACUUGUAUGUUGCCAAUACUAAAAUGUGUUCUAUAGGUUAAACCAGUGGUUCCCAAACUUUUUAGGUUCAAGGCGCCCUUAAUAUUUCAAUAUUUUUCCAAGGCGCCCCUAGUAAAAAAAAUAAAAAAAUAAAUGUCUAGGUUGUAUACAUGUACAGCACUGCGGCAUAUUAGUGGUUAUGGUGCCAGGAGUGCUGUGGUGUAGUAACCCCUCACCCCCCCACACACAAUCGACCCCUGCCCGCUGCAGCAUUACACUGCUAGCGGGCCAGUGAGGGAGAUCCGGUCCUGCUGAGCCUGCAGGGGAGAGGGAGGCACAGAUCCCGGUGCUUCGGUUAUAGCACCAGGAAAAUUUCUUGCGACGCCACAGGGCACCGCAACACACAGUUUGGGAAUCACUGGGUUAAACUAUACUUAGCUCAACGUGGGGAGGAUAAUGUUCUAAUUACAUUGUGUAAAUUAUCUUUUCUUGAAUAUUUUCCCACUUUCUUUUAAGUUUUUAUAAAACCCCUAUAGAGUGUGCUUAUCUUUUAUUCAUCUCUUAAUCAGGUUUUGUGUAUAUACAUAAUAAAUAUAGCCAACAUGGACUUCCUCUGGGUACUCGGCAAUGUCAGCGAGUUAGACAUUUGAUCUUCUCAACUUUUUGGCAUUUAAAACAUUCAGUUGAGUUAAUCAGUUUGAUGAAAUUCCUGACUUUGAUUGGCUACUGGCAUGAUAUGUUUUGAGCAGCAACUUGUCCCCUUCUCAUCCUAGCCAGGCAUCCUCAUCUCUAAAAUAUGUUGAGAUACUAAAGUCAUAACUAAAGCUAACUUUACUGUGACUUAUGCAUACAUAAAUAUAAUUUUAAACUUAAUUAUAUAAAGAGAAUAGCAGGCGACAGUCACUUUUAAUGUAUAUUAAAACACAGUUGCUUAAAGAAAUGAUGCAGCUUUUCAUGCAAUGGAAAAUAUAUUGGUUUAUUUACUUCCCAUUUCGUCUAGUCCAUACUUGGACUUUCAUCUUCAAAAACCGCAAUACAUAUAAUACUUUGGCUUUUUCUUCCUGGUCCAUGCACCCAAAUCUGUUUUACUGGCACUGAUCUUUUGCAUCCUUAAUAUACAGAAUUAAUAGAACUUCACCGUAUAACAGCACAUUAGUGAUUUUAAAGUGUGGCAUAUUCUGGUUACAGAAUUGUGAAAUUUGUUGAAAUUCACUAUAUGCUCAGAUGAAAAGUAUAUGGUUUCUUUACAGCUCCAGCAAGAUUUUAAAUGGAAAAACUGGGUGGAAAAUUAAUGUCCUUUUCAAAAAGAGAAACCUUUUAACAGUAGUUGGUCAGUUUUAGAUUUCACCAUUUAAAAAUGCUUUCUGACAAUUCUUGGGCAUGUAGAAGAAGCUUCUCUUAAUGAAGAUUCCCCAUCUUCAGCUUGGUUGGACUGUAAGCUAUUGUCAGGAAUGGGAAUUUGGGAGUUGAACUUCAUUCAGGAGGGGUACAGUUUGACCUAUAAAGGUAUUUUGGAGUCCUGGUAUACAAUUAAUCUAAUUUAACCUCUUUAAUAUACGUACUCUUGGAUUCUUUCAGAUGUUUGGCAAACACUCUUCUUGUUGACUAAUCUUUCCUUGCAGCAAGAAGGCUUACUGAGAAGGAGAUUUUCUGAGAUCAGAGAAUUUGCCAUCUUAAGAUUUCCACAUUACUGCUUCUUCACGUUGUGCUCAAUCUUUGGUAUAGUGGGUUCUAAAAUAGAACUUUAUUUCCAAGGUUCCACUAGACUAGGCAUAGGCAACCUCCGGCACUCCAGAUGUUUUGGACUACACCACCCACGAUGCUUAGCCAGCAUUAUGGGUGUAAGAGCAUUAUGGGGUAUGUAGUCCACAACAUCUGUAGUGCCGAAGGUUGCUUGUCCCUGCACUAGACUGUGAUCAUGUACAUCACACCAAGCUGCAAUAUGGAGAUCUAAAUUCCCAACCACACUCCAUCAGAUCAGAGCCCCUAACCACAGCUGGGUCCCUGUUCUUAAAACCAGCACUGUAUGUAACCCAAUUCUUAAAGAAGCAUUUUUUUUUUUUUUUUGUAUGUACUUACUAAAGCAAAUAACAUGCCUAAUGUUAAAAAUGUUAGGUGUCAAAAAUUGCCUUUGAGGCAAACUGGCCUUACUGCACUCUCUCAGCAAACAUCAGCCUGUUUAAAAGGAAAUUGGCGCGGUUAGAAUAAAAAAACCUUUUUAAUAUGUUUUCAGUACAGUAACUUGUAUAUAGUGUUCACUGUCCAGUAAUAAUGUAUAAAUGUAAAUUAGUCAAAGUAGACAAAAUCUAAUUACGUAAUUUCUGUAGUCCGAUUUCAAAGUUUGUGUACUCGCCCACCACCACCACCACUUUUACGUUUUGGUGAAUAGGAGCUGUCGAUGUUGUACAUAUUGCUUUGCUAUUCUUUUGCACCUUUUUGUGAUGUGUAUUUAUAUUUUUGUGCAGGAAAAUGUGAAUUUUCGACUUCAAUUGUAGAUUAUGUACAAUGAAACUAAAACUCUGUUCUGGCUUGUAAAAACAAAAAAUUAAAAAAAGGUUCAAUGAAAUGGCUUUCCCAAGGUUUCAAGAUUAAAAAAAAUAUAUAUAUUAUUAAUCUACAAUUGAUCAAGCUGUUGCUGCUGUGAUAUAGUCUGAAAAUUGCAUUUGGAGGGGUGUUUACCAGGACAACAGAAACUUUGCUCUAGGGGCAGUGCAGUUUGAUGAGUUCCAUCUUUUAAAGUAUAACGCUUGCUUAUUUUUUAUGUAAUGUAAGCAGUCUAUUUUGUAUGCAUUUGCAUCAAACCGCUAAAUGAGAAUUGUGGGUUUGUAGAUUUGAGUUUGUUCAACCUAAUUUUUUUUUUUAUUAUUAUUAAAAUGCUUGGGUGACAGUGAUUUUUUUUUUAUUUUUUUUUCCUAGAUCCGUUUACAUCUAAAAGUAGAAUAACAGACAAAAUUUAUAUUUACUAGGACUAUUAAAAGAAUCUUUCUAUAUUGUACAAAGUCAGAUAAAUCAGAAGAAAUAAACAUUUAUACUAUUCUAUAGUAAUGUUUUCUUGUAUUCUUGUACACGUCCAAUGAUUCAUCAUAAAUGGUGAUUUCAGUUAUUGCUACAAAUUGGU
Molecule: messenger RNA, 64880 nt
Organism: Pelobates cultripes (western spadefoot toad)
Lineage: Eukaryota; Metazoa; Chordata; Amphibia; Anura; Pelobatidae
Source: the annotation of a GenBank genome assembly